Podarcis lilfordi (Lilford's wall lizard) is the source of this 45652-nucleotide messenger RNA. NCBI's taxonomy places the organism in Eukaryota, Metazoa, Chordata, Lepidosauria, Squamata, Lacertidae. The record is from the annotation of a GenBank genome assembly.
GAAAGGGACUAGAGAAAAAAAGGAGGCGUUGCGGAGUGGGCGGGUCCUUCUCCGCGCAGUCCCCACCCCACCAGCCAACCCCAAGCCGCUCAGUGGCCGCCUUUUGGGUUAGUUAGCCGGCGAGCACUGCAGAGGCGGCAGCAGCAUCGGCGGCGCCGGCGCAUCUUCCUCUUCUUCUUCCCCCCUCCCCCCUAUCGAGUCCAUUUUCACCUCGGCGCGAGGAGGAAGCUGCGAGGAUGGCCGUUUCGAACGUUCGGGCGUUUGAAUUCCACGGCGGCGGCGGCCGUUACCGAUCCAACGGCCGGAUCCCAACGGCCGACGGCGAAUAAUUCAAACGAUAAGAAUGAAAUAACUUCUGUUGUUUUUUUUUUUUAAAUUUGCAUAUUAAAAAUAAUAUCAGGGAAAGCGACCUCCCGUGUGGUAAGAGGAAUAGAUAUAUAGAUAUUUAAAAGAAACAUUUUUUUACCUCAGUGAAGGAUAAAGGGAGGGCGACGCCGCUUAAAAUGAUGCUCAACUCGAUGCUGUUCGGCGAGAUGGCGGCGAGGGCUUUCCCGGCGUCGGCGGGGCCGGCCUCCUCGUCGGGGGUCGGGGGCGAGAUGGACGACGGCGUCGGCGGGGCCCCGCCGGUGACGGCGGCGCUGCGGAACGACCUGGGCUCCAACAUCCACCUCCUGAAGGGGCUCAACGUGCGCUUCCGCUGCUUCCUGGCCAAGGUGCACGAGCUGGAGCGGCGGAACCGGCUGCUGGAGAAGCAGCUGCAGGCGCAGCAGCUGAGCGAGCGCGAGCGGCGCCUCCACUACAAGCGCUUCCCGAGGCACCAGGCCGUGCAGACGGACCCCGUGCCGCCCUCCAUGCCCCCUUACGUGCCGUCCGCGGCGGCGGCGGCGGCGGCCGGGCCUCCUCCUCCUCACCCGCCUCCUCCGUCGUCGGCUUCAUUCUCCUCGUUCCCGCCGGCAUCGGCUCCCGCCUCGCAGCUGCCUCACUCGCACUCGCACCCGCCGUCGCACCACUCCUCCUCCUCCUCGCAGCAGCACUACAGCCGCUUGCCCGGCACCAUCUGGAGCUACACGCAGGUGAGGCGGACGGGCGGAGGCGGCCUGGAGACCCUGCAAGGGCCCGGCGUCUCCUGGGUGCACCCGGACGGCGUCGGCGUCCAGAUCGACACCAUCACGCCCGAGAUCCGCGCCCUCUACAACGUCCUGGCCAAAGUCAAGCGGGAGAGGGACGACUACAAGAGGAGGUGGGUGGAAGGCCGCCGCGGGAAUGGGCUCGGCUUGGGGGGCGUGGGGGGGAGAGUGACACGUGGAUAUUGGGGGGUGGGGCGGGGGCGGAGAGGACCCCGACGCGCGAAUUGGGAAUCUUUGUGUGUAUGGGAUUGACACGUGAAUCAUGGGGUAGCUGCGGCACGUGAAUGGCCUGUUUGUGGGUAUGGAAAUGACGCGUGGAUUAUGGGGUGAGUGGGACAUGUUAGUGGUUUGUGGGGGGGAAUAACACGUUAAUUGUGUCUAUGUAUGGGAAUGAUAUGUGUGGGAAUGGUCUGUGCUUGUGUCGGAGUGGAUUAUUCAAUCAGUGGAACAUGUAUGUGGUUGGGCUGUGGGGGAUGACCUGUAAGUAUUACAAUAAAAAGAUGAAAGAUGAAAAAAAUCUUUUUUAAUAAUUCCAGUGGCACCUUAAAGAUCAACUAAAUAUAAGCUUUCAAGGUAUGAGCUUUUGUGUGUAAUACACACUUUGUCAGAAUUUACACAUGAAAGCUCAUACCUUGAAAUCUUAUAUUUAGUUGAUCUUUAAGGUGCCACUGGAAUUAAUAAAUAAGAUUUUUUUCAUUUUUCAUCUUGUUAUUAUGGCAAUGACAAAUCAACAGGGCUAUCCACCUGAAUCUGUAAGUGUUAUGUGUGUGAGAGGGGGAUGACACGUGGAUUAUGGGAGAGGGUUGGGACAUGAGGAUUGUGGGACGUUGGUUGGAAUAGGACUCAUGAUUUGGGGUGGGGGAGAGUGUCCUAAGCAGUCUUUCCUAUGGGGAGCACUUGUGGCACCUGAGGAAACUGGGCACAUAUGGGAGAGAGAGUGGUGGUGUUAGUGGAGAUAUUUGGGCUAUAUCCCAGCUAAGUCUUAAGGGUAGACCCACCAAGAUUAAUGGAUCUAAGGGUAGACCCACCUAAGAUUAAUGGAUUUAGAAGAAUUUAGAAACUGCCUAGAAUUUGAAAAUAAAAUAAAAUUAAGUGGCAUAACAGUCUUUAAAACCCCCACUACUUUUCAUCAUUUAAUCAGAAACAGAACUAGACACCCAAAACAGGGGCCAGUUUCAUUGGAAAGCUCUGGCAAGUCUUCACAAGACAUCUGAAGCAGCUGUUGGUUGUUGCUUUAUGGAUGCUAGUUAAUCAUGUCCAUUAAUUUCAGUGAUUCUGCUAUGGGUAUGACCAGUGCUGCAUACAAUCUUUUACUGUAUUUCUGACAGAGAGAUGGGUAAUUUGUAGCCCUUCAGAUGUUGCUAGACCACAGCUAUCAGGAUCCCUGACUAUUAGGCUUGCUGGCUGCUGGGAGGUGGAGUCCAGCAACAUCUGGAGGGCAGAAGGUUGGCUAAUAUCCAUCCUUUUACAUUUCCAUCUUAUGAUUUAGUUAUACUUUGUAUUAGGAAAAAAAUUCAUUUCCCUUUUAUGUCUAUUGGCUCACUCAUUUACUUUUUGUAUGAUUGGAAUUGAUUGCAUGGGUACAUUUCCAGUAGAUCAGAGAUGGAAAAUCUAUGCCCUUCCAGAUGUGGUGGAAUUUCAGCUCCCAUAGUCAUGCCUAAACUCUGGCCAUGUUGGCUGGGACUGAUGGAAGUUGGAAUCCAACAGCAUCUAGAGGACCACACGGGUUCCACAUCACUCAUAAGCUCCACUUAAGGCAUUUUCUGUAGUAUGAAAACUCAACAGAACUUCAAAAACAUAAAGCAGCAACAUUAACAAUCAUUUAAAAAUAUAGGCCACCUAAAGCAGUAUUAUAAAGUUCCUGUACUCAUAGAAAACCUAUCCAUCUUAAAAUAGCUCUCUCUCUUGUUAAAGAGAAGGCCACAUAAAGUAAAUGGGGUUUUAACUCUCAAAGGUUCUUUUUAAAGGGAUGUUUGUUUGCAGUUCUAGUAUAAUGUCAGCUGGAUGGAUGGAGUUUAGGAAGAAACGGCUCCUUUGGCCUUCCUAAACAAUUGUAGUUCAUCCGGAAGGUUAAUUUCAUCUCUAUUAUUAGAAGCACAAUUCUAUGCACGUUUACUCAGAACUAAGUCCUGCUGUAUGUUGGGGCUUAUUCUUGGGUAAGUGCAUAGGAUUGGGGCUUUGAUAUAGUCAACCUUUCCUUUGGUACAUUUAUAGUGAAAGUAGUAGAGGGCCUCUUGCCACCCCCACCCCCCAUCAAUGGAUCUAGCUCUCUGGAGUCUUUGGAGGGGGUUUGGAUAGUAGAUUUCUUUCUUUACUUAGCUUCCUACUCUGCCUUUCCUCUGAUAGGCCCAAGACUGUUUAGCAAAUUAGCAUUGGAUGGGUUUAGGUGGUGGUGGGGAUAAUGAUAGAAAGAAUAUUAACCUUCCUUUUCCCCUGCCCCCAUCUGUCCCAGACAUUUGGAAGCUUUUUUGCAGGGGGAGAAGGGCUCAAGGUGAAAUGCAGUGGAGGAGAAAUGAGAGAAGAAGAGAGAUGGAUGGAUGGAAGAGGGAUAGAAAUAUACAGCUGGGGAAUGGAAUGAAUGAAACUGAAGGGGUGAAUAAGAAUGGGAGUAGAGGCAUGUGGAGAAGAGGAAGUGAAGAAAGGGAAACACUGAGUAAGAAGGGGAGGAGAAAAUGGCUGGAGGAUGACAGAGGAAGUGAAGAUACUGGAAGGAUAGUGGGAAUUGGGGAAGAGAGAGAAAUAAGUCAGGGAUGAAAGAUUGUAGUGUAGGAGAGAAGAAGUGGGGGGUGGAGAGCAGGGCAGUAGGGGCAUGGGGAUGAAUGAAAAGGGGGGAGGGAAUAGAGACUGUUAGGAAUGCAUGGGGGAAGGGAGAGGACUGAAAUAUGCUGGAAAGGAGUACACAAAUAGAGUAGGGAGGCCAGCUUGGAAUGGAGCAGAAAGAGGGGGUGGUAAAGAAAGAAAAGGACAUUGAAAUAAAGGUACAGUCGCAAAGAUUGCCAGAAGUUCACUUAGUCUAUUUCUGUCUUAAGACUGAGCCACCAGAUGUUUCUGGAUAACUUCAACCCAUUGUCUAUCCCAGUACCUGAUAUUCAGAAGAAUGUUUGCAGAGUAGGAAUUGGAUAUUCAAAUUAAUAAAUAAGGAUUUCUGGGGAGAGAGAUGAGGAAAUCUGCAAUUGGGGAAGAGGAUAAAUAAGGGGGAGGGGAAGAUAUGCCACUAUCAGGCAAUUACAAAAUUUGGGAUGGGGGCAGGAGUAAGAGAGAGCAGGAUAAAGUAAUAAAUAGUACAUCAGUUCUUACUCUCCAGAGCUCAAAGAGUUAGGCAAAGAUUCACUGUUUACCAUAGAUAACAGUGAAGGGGGGAAUCCUGGUCCUUCUGGCAGAAAGUCAUAUUUAUAAUGCAGUGCUUAAAGACUUAUCCUUGUCAGGGCUUUGUGUUUCUUAGCUUAUCUUGGUAGAGUUGAGGGGUAUGGGGAGAGUUGAUAAUGGGCUGGAGGGGAGGGGGUUUGAUACAGACAUAGAAUGAGGGCCUCUGAGAUGACAGAUGGCAGCCGGGAUUUUGGUAUGUAAAUCUCAACUCCUUCCCAACCCAGUAGGAAGUGGGGGCAGCACAUCAGGUGGGGGAAGGGGAUCGAAAGGGGGAGAUGAUGAACAUGGGCGGGAACAGCACUUCCCAUUCCACCCACGCACAUGCCAAUAGAGCAGGAAGUGAGUUCUUGGGGGAACUGGAGAGGGAGGGUGUGAGUUUGAAUAAAGUGAGAUAAAAAAGGAAGUGGUUGUUUGAAUACAAUUUUUACCUUCUUCCUUUAGGACAAGAGAGUGGUGACAGAUGGGCCCUGGGGUAGACUUCAUGAUGAUAAGUGAGAUGAGGGAUGGGAUGAGGUGCUGUAUUUCACAUGAAUAAGGCAAAACAGUUGGCUGAUUAGUUCAGUGGGCUCCCUAGUUGUGGAAGAAAUAGACAGUAUAAAGUCUGAGACGGAUGGAGGAUGAAGAGGAGUGAAGGGGAUUGUGAAGUGGCUUCAUGGGGAGCAUAUGGUGGUUCUGUGCAGAGCAGGAUGCAGUGUCAAAUUUAAACACUGUGAUGCUGCAUGCUCUAGUGCAGAGUGGGAAUUGAGUUUAUGACCCUUGACAGAGGAGUAAUUUUCAUAAGGUGGGUACUUUGCAUGAUGUUUCAAUUAGGGCACUGGAAAAGGCCUAUGUUCGGUACAAGAUGGCAGCAUGAAUGGUUAGGGAAUCUCUCUGUGCAGUACUGGUUUUCUGACUGUCACUGUAGGAAAAGGUGGGAGGGUGGAGAGAGAGAGAGAGAGAGAACUGCAGCAGGAGAUGAAAUGAGUGCUUUAGGUUAUGGGAUAGAGGGUAAAGGUGAUGCCCUGCCUGUUGAGCUGAGCGGCUGCAAUGUCACCUCAAUAAAAAUUGGAUAAUGCGUACCUGUGUCCUCAUGUCAAAGAAAGAAGGAGUUAAAAUUAUUUGUAAGAUGACACACCAUAGAAUUAGGGUUUGGGUUGUAGAAAAGGAAAUAUAUACAAAAGACUCUCUGCCUAAUCUACUCAAGGGAAAAGAUGAAAUCGAGCAAAUUGAGUAUUUCUUUGAACUCUGGUAGUCAGGGUUGUGGGUGGGUUCCUGCCCGAUUAGGAAGAUACCUCUGGCAAGGACAUUAUAGAGACAUCUGCUUUUUUGCUCUGUGUUUACAAUUUGGUAGCAAAAGCUGGUUGGGGAUUUCUCCUUGAUGAGCCUGCUUUUUGGCUCCUGUGAAUGAGCUCAGUGGUGCAGUAUUUAGACUGAGAACACUGCAGAGGAAGGGAUUGCAUCCAAACAAAGCUGUUUGAAUAUAAUGCUUGCCUUAAAAAAAGAAAAAAUCACCUGUGCAGUCUCAUUUCCUAUAAACUCAAAGUAGAUUUGAGCAUAUUGAGUUGCCUCUUUAGUAUGCUGACUUUCUCCCCUGUUAUAUGGUAUGUGUGUUGUGUAGGUGUAAAUAGGAAUGUAGGAAGAUGGCUAUUUGAAUAGGUAACUGCCUUGAGAAAGCUGCAGGAUGCAACCUUCCUUAAGCUAGACCUUCUGUUGCCUUUAUAAACUGGGCGUAAGCAUUCUCUUUUUAAUUGGUAGACACCCACUCUUUUUUAGGGCCCGGCUAUUCUGCCUGUCCUUAUCGUCAUACUUCAUGUUGGACUGGAAUUUUCCUCAUAAUACUUUUGAAAUAUUCUGUAGAUAUAAUGUAAUCAUGACUUUAAAAAUUGAGAAGGAAAUGUUAUGGUCAGUCUUGGCUCCCACUUCCACACUGUAUUGUUUCUAGGUACAGUCAGCAAACAGGCUUCCUCUUGGUCCCUGUUCUGUAUAUUUCAUAUGAAAUUUACUCUAUAAUGUGGAGUAAUUGUGGCAUACAUUACCUUUAAAAGUUGGCUGGAACUCUUAACUCUAUCAAAUACUUUUAAGAUACAUUAAUGCUGAGUUUAGAAAAGAAUGAAUAUUUGAAGAUGUUGACCUUUGGGUUUGUAAACAGCAAUAAAAACAUUUUUGUCAUUAUUAAGGCUUUUAUUUAUAGAUGAUAACAAAAUAAUUAAAAAGAACAUAACAAUCUUUUCUGUUUUUUGUUAUUUUAAGGGCUCAGUCUCCAGCACUAUUUUUAAAAAUAACGCUCAUAGUUUUUUCUACUUUUAAAGAAACUGUCCUUGCUCUUUAUGCUCUGACUCUUUAUUUUGAAGUUGCUUACCCAAGUCUUGUUUGGGUAUUUAAACUCUUUACUGUUAUUAUGCAAAGCAGAUGGCAUUGUAAAUGUAUGUUAUUUAUUCAUGGUUUUGGUAGCUUACUGUGGAUGUUCUAAAAGGUAUUGCAACACAUAAGUGAUCCUGAUGGUGCUGUUGUGGGUAAGAGCCCAUGGAAAUGUCAUAAGGCGGUACAGCAUAUAUUGGCUGUCUGUUUACAGCAGAACAAAUAAUCUAACAUAGGACUGUUUCUGAAGCUGGUCCUACUCUGAGUAAACCCAUUGAAGUUGAUAGAAAUGCCCUACUAAGCUCCAUUAGUUUCAGUGGAUCUUCUCUGAGUAGAACUUACUGGAUACAACCCAAAAAGUGAAAAGUCCUGAAUUUCCUCUGUCGUCAAUUGGAGGAUUCAACUGUAGAUACAAUUGCUGGCGCUCCCCUCCCCCUGGUGUGUAAUUCUAUAAGCUGUAUAUGGUCCCUCUUUUAAGUAGCAAAUUCACAGAGGUUUGUUACCGAUCACUUCUCUUAAAACAUUUUAAUUACAUUUUUAUUGUGUUCUUUCUCCAUGGCACUAAGGGCAGUGUGUGCGCCCUCUUUUGUUCACAGCAACCCUGUGGACUAGGCUAGGCUAAGAGAUGGUGAGUUUCAUGCCUGAGUGGAGGCUGAAUAUGGGUCAACACUAUUAUUAUUAUUAUUAGUAGUAGUAGUAGUAGUAGUAGUAGGACCACCCUGCCCGACUGACUGGGUUGCCCUAGGCUACUCCAGUGGUGGGUAAGGCUACCCCUAGGCUACCCCUCAGUGGUGGGUAAGAAUGAUCAUCAGACACUGAAUUUUUAAAAAUGUGCUAGAGAAAUAAUUCCUUCUCUUCCCUCCCUUCUUCAGUGUGUAUGUGGGUGUCCACAGGAUACACAGUUUUUGUGGACUCACUUUGCAUUGCUGGCUGCUUGUGUGCGUUUGGGCAUAAGGAAACAUGGCUGGCAUGGUAUUAGGGGAUAGGAGAGCAAUAAACUCAUUGUAACUCAAGGCCCAGAACAAAUACAUGGAUAUUACAAUAAUUUAUUUCUGUGGGAAGUCUGACAUCCCACUCUAAUCUAAGACUUCAGUUGUUUUAAGUGAAAAACCACUGAAAUCUCAAAGAGAAUGUAUGAGUUCAGGUUCAUAGUUGUUGGUUUUUUAAGCAGAAGUUGACAAGUGAGAAUACAAGUUAUUAUUGUAACUUGUAUCCUCCCAUUUUCUUGUUCCUGCAAAAUAGUAUCCUCCACAAAUAAAUCCAUGAGUGGCACACUGAUACAUGAAAUUUGUAAAUGAGGCUAUGGUGGAUUAAGAAUCUAUGUGACUGCAGUUCUCAACUGAAAAAGGAGAAAUAAAGGCAUUACAGUCUUUGCAAGUGGUUUGAAGGAAAACUGGCAUCCCAAUCCAUACACAUGUGCAACUGAUCCAGGGAACCAGUCCUGUAAUCACACUUGGUUGUCAGCUGGUGUAUGCAUGUUUACUCAUAAGUAAGCCAGUUGAAACUUGCUUAGGAUUGCAGCUCUUGGUCCACAUUAGGUUUUUUGCUGUGGUAUCUACUAACUUGUAGAAGAACCAUUAGCUGAUCUGUUUUUCAUCGGCUUCAUAUCAUAAAGAUUGUACUGACUGUAUGGUGUUAGGAAUACCAUGUGCUUUGAACAAAAGGCAAAUAAGACAUUUCUUGGACCAGGUAGUUAGCUUAAACUUUCAUGUUUUUGGUUCAGAGUAAUGCUCUGUGAGGUCUAAUAGUAAAAAUAAAAAACCCACACUCCCCCCAUAUUACUAUCAUCUCACGACUUGUUUUCUUUCUUUUUGAUGCUUAUGACAAAGGUCCAUACUUGCUCUAAAAUCUGAUAUUUAUUUUUUGCAUUACAAAAGUCAGUCUUCGCUCAGACUUCUUGUUUCUAUCGUGGCAUUUGGUCUGAAAUGUUUAGGGUGUGUCUGUUUAAAGAUGCUUAGAUUUUUAUCUCUGGUGGUGCAGUAUAUGUUGAUAAAUAUUGCAAUAAGAUCUUGGUGUGUGGUUUGAAUUAAUAACUCUGUGUGGCCAGCUAAAGACUGCCUAGUUAGUGAAAAUCCCUCAUAGAGUCUUCAGUAUUCUCAUUUCUGAAGAGGUCUUUUCUUUGCAGAAAGCCUAUUGAUCAGUCUGUCUGGAACUUUAGUUCCAGCACUUGAAUGGAUUUGUAUAUUAUGGUUCCAAAAUUGUCUUUAAUUGGUCCAGACAUUGAGUGUUUAUCAGGCAGUUGGGUCCUCUUGUGACUGUGGAGAGAAAACUAACUUGUUAAUAUUGGUUGAGCUGGAAAUAAUUGCUUUUCCUCAGGUUGCACUUUGAUUUGGCAGAUUAAUAAAGUCCAGUUGAGGAUAGGGAUUAUUCCAAAUUUUCUGCAGCUGGGGAGGGGAAAGGUUAUCAUUGCCAAAGGGAAAGCGUGACAAAACUAACAAACUUUUGUUUUCCAAAUCUAAGGAACUUAAGCACAUUUUUAUUAAAAGCAAUCUGUGAGGAAUGUCUAAAUCAACUUUUAAGUUAAAAUAUCACUGUAACAAGAUGCAAAUGUUAUACUAGCAAAGGCCAAUCAAAAACAAAUGAUUUUUGAUAUGGGAAGGAAUUCCAGUGAAAUUAUAAUUCUCUUCUGACCAUGUUCCUUGUGCUACCUUGCUAUGGCUUUAUUGCAUUUCUGAUGUUUUUUGGUGUGGGUUUUUCUUAAUGAGAAAAUGUCUAAUCACUAUAGUUUCCAAGAGUUCUUUUUUGUUUUCUUUUUCAUUAGGAGUUUGUACUAAUGAAUAGCUUUGAUGCAGAAAGUUGGUAUUGCCAACUGAUUUGUGUCAGUUUUUAAAUGCAGGGCAGAGCCAAUUCUAAAGUUUUAAGUGCAAGUUUCCUAACAGUAGAGCUAUAAAUACCACAAUCUUGGAUGCAUUUUGUUUUUUUCACUGGGAAUCUCCGCACACGUGUGUGCCAGCCAUUUUGCUGGUAUACACACGAUUCUAUCUUUCAAGAAACUUUGAAUUAUUAAGGUGAUAUCCAGUGCAAGUAAUCAAAGUAGACCCAUUGAAAUCAAUGGACUUAAUUUCAGUGGGAAUAUUGUUGGCUGUUACCCAUAGCAUUUUUAUAUUUAAGAUACAUCCUGAUUUAGAGAUGGGAAGGGGGAGCAAAUGCAGUGAAUACGGGCCUUUAAAAUGAGGUAGCUCUUUCUUCUCAUUUGGUUGUGGUAUUUCCAUCACAAUGCUAGGUGAGCUGCUGCCUUGUGAGCCAUAGGCUAAGGCUUAAAUACUGAAGCUGAAUCAAUAGAAUUGAGAAUAAAUGGGCAAUAAAUCUCAUGCCGUAAAACUGCUUCUGAUAAUUCUUUGGCUGUUUUCACUGAGUCAGUCUAAUUUCUCCUUAUCUAACAUUCUUGUGCUUAUCUCUGCUAGGGUUGUAAUCAGAAGUCACAAACGUAUUGCUGUUAAUUAUGUGAAAGUGUGUUGAGGUGAUCACCAAGGCCAGCUUUCCUCAGCCUUUUGCUCUCCUGGUGUUUUGAACUACAGCUCACAUCAGUUCUAACCAGCAUGGCCAGUGGUUAGAGUUGAUGGGGGUUGUAGUUCAAAACAUCUGGAGGGAAUUAGUUUGGAGAAGGCUAAGCAAGACUCUCUAAGGGUUAUGAAAAAAAUCGUGCCACUUAACCAUGUAGAUAAGAUUUGGGGUUGUAUCCAGAAUUCACCAUACUCUGAGUAGAUUCAUGGAAAAUAAUGGACAUUCCCACUGAUUUCAGUGAGUCUUCUCUGACUUUGUUGUUGGCAUCCGUCUGUUUUGGGAGACAAUGGAGUGGAAUUGGAACUGUUGGAGCAGGCUUCCUCAACCUCGGCCUUCCAGAUGUUUUUUGGCCUACAACUCCCAUGAUCCCUAGCUAGCAGGACCAGUGGUCAUGGAUGAUGGGAAUUGUAGUCUCAAAACAUCUGGAGGGCCGAGGUUGAGGAAGCCUGUGUUGGCGGGUCGCAGUGCCUGCUGUGUCUGUAGAAACUGAUGCGGGAGAGACAUGUUUUGUUGCAGAUUAAGGCAUCUGGUUGCGCUGCUGCAGAAUUUAGCUAAAUAAAAAGCUUGGUUUUUCUCCCCCAUACAAAAUCCUCAUAAUACAUACUAGUUAGUAGUUUAAGCUUUCAUGGAGCCUUUACAUUCUUGAAGUGUCUGGUGUAUCUUGCCAUUUGAGUGUUUUGACCACUAAUCUUCUAGGAAGUUCUACUUUAUAUUUCCUUUUCUUUUAAGUAGCUCUGCAGCACCAGCCUCUUAAAUCCAGUUCAAAUAGUAUCUGAAGACAUGAGCAGGGACGACUUGGGUGAAAAUAGAAACCUAGACACAAGAUAUUUCUAGCUCUUCAUUAUGUGUAAUCAUAGGCUUAAAUGGCUGUAGAAAGCAGUCCAAGUGCUGGACUGUCUGUAGCUAAAGUAAGAAUGAGGCUGAUGUAAAGCUCAGCAGCUGCUUUUUUAAAAAACUGCAGUUCAGGCUUUGUGGGGACACUGCCAGGAUUUUGCCUUUUGACUCCUGUGCAGCUUUUAUUUUUCCCCAGGGCUGUUGACUAAUCUUAGGGCUGUGCUUUUAAAAGUUGAGAAUGUGAAGAUUUGUAAUUUGGAUUGUGUUUAAUAUAUGGCAAAGCUACAGAUCUGUGAAAAGGAAUGAAGAUGGCUGUUGCCAUUGCUUAAAAUCUGAAUGCAAGACUUUUUGAAAAAUGAUCAAUAUUUUUGUAUUUUUCCAUAGGAUCUAGUGUAGAGUGCUCCAUCAAACAUUUUUCUAGUGUGGAUAGCUGCCCAGCCAGUAAAUAAAAUCAAGAAUAUUUUAAUGCUCUUGAAAGGUUUGACUCAUUGGCCACACAACCAGUAGAGCUCAAUGUUAUGCUUCAGUGCUUAAAUAAAACUCUGGCUAUAACAGGUUUCAGCUUUCUUUUGUCUUCAGUUGCCUUACUAAAGUCCUGCUGAGUGCUGUUUCCACUAGCCUAGUUUCCAUUGCUGUUUUUCAACCUCUCAGUGUUUGAAAUGUGUGUGCAGGUAGAUCUGCAGCAUAGUAAUGUACCAACUGUUUCUUAGGUUCUGUUAAUGGCAGAUGGAUGCUGGCUUCUAGAGGCUUUUUCCCCUGUCAGAAGAUCUACGAGCUGUACCACCAACCUGGAAGAAAUAUAGAAGUGUUUCUUUAUUAUGAUUCAUAUCUUUAUUUCCUUGAUCCUCAUUGAGCACAAAAUUAUUUAGAUAUCAAAGGCUGCAAUCUUAUACACGAUUACCUGGAAGUAAGUCCUAUUCAACACAGUAGGAUUUGAUUCUGAGUAAGCAAAUGUGUGAUUGCACUGUAAAUAUUGAGGUGUGGGGAUGUAAAUAUAUAUCGUUUCUUCUGUCUAAAGUGAUGGUGAUCCAGAAGAGGGAUAUGUGCAUGCUCUGGAGAGAAUAGCACAUACAACCAGUCAAUGCUAUGGAGUUCAGGUUCCAAGGACCGAGUGACCAGUCACUCAAACCUUACAGCAGCUUGUCUCCGGUAUUGGAACUGCUGAAAUGAAAUAAAGAUGUGAAGUCCCAAUUCCACAUGUUUUGAUGGGUGAAUGGGUAGAUUUUUCAGUCUCUUGCAGCCUUGUGGCACCUUAAGCACAUUUCUUUGGAUCCUGACCACAAAAUGCUCAGCAAAAUCCAGCAACUGGCAAGCUUUAUCCUCCAUAGUCCCUCACUUGACUGUUUUUCUUCAUUUUAAAGUAUGUGAGAAGACUUCCAUUUUAAUCUCAGAGGAGAAGAAUAAUUCUAUGCCAUUGAUGUAGUUGUUUCAUCUACAGCCUAUUACAUCAGCCCCAUCCCUAAAUCUCCUUUGCAAACAAGAACGUUAGAGCAGCAGAGAGAAUGGUAUUCUGUCUCCAUUAAUGAUGUGCUUUGCUUGUUAAUAACACAGAUCUGCACUCUGCUUGUGUUAUUGUGUGAAACUGAAUCAUAGAUGGUGCAUUUUAAGUAUGGGCAUGUCUGGCAAAGGGUAAUCUGCACUCAUGUGGCAAAUAUUCAUUCACUGGCUGCUGUAAUCCUGCCAGGAUUCACAUAGUCUGCUUUAUCCAGCCAUAAUUACUUGGAAUACAAUAUUAACCCACACUAGUGAUAGAAAUGUAAUCUUAUCUUGAAUGUUUCUUAGUAUUUUUUCCUUUGAAAAGUCGCUCAGAAUCAGCUACCACAGUUCAGGAGCAAAGCUCAGAGAUAUAAUGUUGAUAUAAUAUUCCUCUUGCCUUCAUAUUGGAAGUCUAUGGUUCGUUGGAAAUGAACAUCAAUGUAUAGGGCUGUGCUGUAAGUUUAUUUAAUGUCUAAAACUGUGUGAACGAAAUAAUAAUUUAUAUGUGUUCAAUAAUUGUCAUGAGGGGCAGAAAAAUUAUUAGCUACUAGGACUGCACACGUAGAUGAAUUUAGAUGUAGGCUUAGAGGGAGACAUUGGAGUGGGUAUAUUGUUAUAUAGAUGCUGCAAAUGAUAGGCUGGAAUAACUGUUGUGCACCACAAAUGCUCUUUUUAUAAUAUUUUGUGAAGGGUUUUUGUUUACCUGCAGCAUGUGGGGCUGGUUAGACUUUUUCUAAAAAAUAAAAAUAAAAACCUUUAUCAGUGUAGAAAUAAAUUUGUGGAAUUGGCUGUUUGAAAAUCUGAAUUGCCACUUGCUACUGCAGUUCUCUCAUGCACAUUGCUGGUUUCAGGUGUAUCAACUGGCUUUAUUUCCAGUGUGCUUUCCAUCUGCUCUCAACUUCGUAUUGCAUAGAUGCUUUAGGAGGCUGGAUAAAUUUAUAACUUCUCUUGAUUGCGUUGACUUUGCCUUGCAUGUGAUUUAAAGAGGAUGCAAGCACAUGACCCACCCAGUCUAGCACUCUAGUAAUUGCACAUUGCUCUAUUGAGGAGUGAAUAAUGAAGUUAUAGCAUCUGCCAGUGUGUUCCAUGCAGCCUGUUCUUUUUAUUAAAGUGAACAUUGUUGGGGCUAUAAUACUUCCAUUGCUAUAACUCUUGCAACUCCAUGCACUUGCAGAGAUUACUAAAUAGCUACUGCACUGGCUGACAUAAAGCCACCAACAGUGGAACUGAUACAGAGAAUAAGGCUGUAAUACUGCACCUACUUACCUGAGAGUUAGCUCCACAGAACAAACAUAUAUAGGAUUGUGCUAUAUGUAUGGGAGAGGAGGAGUCUUAGCAUUAGUGUGGGUCCCACUUCAACUGCCUCCCCAUAGGUGGUUCAUAUGUUCAAAUCCUUCUAAUCCUUGUCCAAUAUAUUGCGGCAGGAAUAUGAAAGAACUGCUUUCUUAUUAUACAGCUAUUACUUCAAGAGAAUACACUGCCCUGGAGAUCUAAGUUAGGACAAAUCUAUCAGUAAUAACUUGAAGAGAGUGCUCAAGACCAUGCACAUCCAGUCAUCCUGCUUGGAGGGAAAUCCAGUGUAGGAAAGUUUAUUUGAGUAGAUAAAGGUUUUCGAGCCUGUGCCACUUAGGGAGGUGAACUCCCAGCAUCCUGGAAACCAGAUUGCAACCAUCUUCUCCCAUAAAAGCUUAUGACAUUGGUACCCUGGCACUUCCUUGAUGUACCAAAAUAAAUUCAUUCAGUUUUCAAAAGCAAGUAUGUCAAUGCUGUUUGUAAAGCUUCUGAUCAAAUUGUGAUACACCUGAAAUUCUUCUUUGAGGAAACUAUAUUUCAUUAAACAUGGCUGUGUCAAUUAGAGUGAUACUCUAGUCCUGAUUCUUAUCUGAAGUUUUGCUUGCAAAAUUCUGUGGUGGAGAAUAACAAUACAUUUACUUGAAAUACAACAGCCAUAUGGUUAUCUUAUUGCAGUGUAUCAGUAUCAGAUUGGUUGCUAUAAUGAAGAUGAAAGAAACACCAGUAAUAGUUGUGCAGCUUCACUCUCACUGGAUCUUCCACCAAGUAUAAAAGCCUAAAUCUGAAGUUCUUGAAAUGUACAAUAUUCAUCUCUCAAAUGGGUAGUAUUCUGCUUGUGGCUGUUCAAAAACCAAAAUGCACCAGCAUUAAUCUUUAGGUGCCUGUAAGCUCUUUGUGUUGCUAGCCACUUUUAUUUAAAGGAAGUAGACUUUUUUUCCCUAAACUGAAAAUUAGGAGUUUUAGUGCAAAGAUAUCCUGUAAUCUUUUUUUAAAAAAACAAUCCUGUAAUGUUUACAAGGGUAAUGCAGUAUACUUUGCUUUUUGUUCAAACAAAUAUCCAAGUUGCAUUUGGUGUUGAUCAAAAAGUUUUUUAAAUGUGCCUUCACCAUGCAUACACCUACAUUGUUUCUUAGCCUUCAUGAUCAGUGUGUGUGUGUGUGUGUGUGUGUGUGUGUAAAAAUUUCAUCAUAUUUCUUUCACCAUAGUAAAAUGUUGCUUAAAAUUCAGUAGACAUUUGAGUAUUAAUGUAAUGCAGCUAGUCUGACAGGUAGUUUACAAUGUGGCGAUAUAGAUAUUGCUUAGGCAAGAAAAUGCUCUCCAAAACAUGAGUUCUGUAUUUAAUUAUCUUGCACCCUGGAGCUCUUUUCAGCAAGCUAAUCCUCUGCUCUUCAGAUUGCCAAAAUAAUUACCUCUUUCAAAAGUGAGCCAAAAGAAUUCUGUUUUUACCUCCAGUUAUAAUAACUGCAGUUACUACAAAAAGCAAAGAAUGACUUUCUCUUUUUUUUUUACCACAGAUGUUUCAUAAGCCUUGCUGCUAAUUGUUUUUCCAGUAGGACUUAGAUCAUAUGAAAGCAGUUAACAUUCAGUUUGCUAAGGGAUAUUUUUGGAAUAAAAAUUUACCACAUAAAUUAGUCUGCAGAAAGGAGAGCUUACUGCAACUUUUGAACUAGUUCUGGUCAGAUAGAGAAUGGCAUUCCUUUCGACGUAUCCAUGUAGGGUAGACUGACUCUGUAGAAGGAGGCUCUUGCAGAAGAGCUGGCACACUGGCUGACAUGGGCAUCACACUGUUCAGUGGGGAGGAAUGUGAUAUAUGUACAAGAAUAGUCUUCUCUAGAAACUUGUUUACUCCCCUGUAAGCAUAUUUGAGUUGUAAGUGAAUCAUUCUUGUGACUGUUGUCUUAAGCAGAUGGACAUUAUUGCCUGACACUGAGGAACUCUUAAUAUACAAUAAGACGUUUCAGUGUAUGAUAGUUAAAACAAACAAGAAUGAAAUAAGAAAUACAAUGUACCUGUAUCUCUAGUUGAAAUCUGUGUGAUAUGAAUUUCUUCUUAAAUGUGAGCAGAGCAGUUUAUGGCUUUUUACUAUUAUUCCAUAUAAUGAUUCUAGGUAAACCCCUCAGAUUUUUACUGACUAGGAAUAGCUGCUACAAUACAGCAGCUAUGUACUGCAGGAUGUGGUUUUGAACAAUUCCCCAAGCUGCUGUGGAGCUGGUUUCCCUGUUGUCUUUUAUUUUCCUCUCUGAAUUGGUUCCUUUCUGCUGAAUCUGGAGAUCAGUAAUACAAAGGCCUUUGUGGCUUUCAUCCCAGUUAUAAACUGCUACAGUCUGCCCUUCAGAAAACGUCAGGAAGGUGAUUCAGAAGCAUUUGUUCAGUCUUGGCAACUUGGAAGAAAACGUAUUGUAGAAAACUUGCUACAUUCACUUUUCCUUUUUCAAGCUACUAACUUUCCUGUUGCUUCAACUAAGCCUACAAAACAUGUGUCCUGUUUACCAUGGCAUGUUUCAGUGUAAUUUUAAGGAGUAGCUCUUUUGAAGGGUUCCCCUAUUUUUUAGGAUCGCCUUAAAAAGAAGGUUGUUUCUGAUGCAUCCUUUGAGGUGGUUCUCUUUAGUACAGUUUUUUGUCUGGAGAGUGCUACAAAUAGUUCAUGAUGCCUAGAGAAAUGUUCUGCAACCUUGGCUCCCCAGAUGUUGCUAAACCACAGCUCCCAUCAUCCCUGACAGUUGAAUAAAUUGUUAUGGGAAUCUCCAUAUAUCACCUAAAUCAUGGAUAGGCAAACUAAGGCCUGGGGGCCGGAUCCGGCCCGCGGACAGUCCAGGAAUCAGCGUGUUUUUACAUGAGUAGAAUGUGGCCUUUUAUUUAAAACGCAUUUCUGGGUUAUUUGUGGGGCCUGCCUGGUGUUCUUACAUGAGUAGAAUGUGUGCUAUUAUUUAAAAUGCAUCUCUGAGUUAUUCCCCCCCCCCAAGAAAAUAUAGUCCGGCCCCCCACAAAGUCUGAGGGACAGUGGACCAGCCCCCUGCUGAAAAAGUUUGCUGACCCCUGACCUAAAUUAUAUGGAUGCCAUGCCAUCAGAGUUGUAUGGCAGGGAUGAGGACCCUGUGGUUCUCUUGAUGACAGUGGACUCCCAUCAACCCCAGCCAACAUGGUCAGUGUUCAGUGAUUAUGGGAGCUGUGGUCCAAAAAUAUUUAGAGUGUCACUAGUUCUCAAUCCCUUCUCUAUUCAGGUAAGGCUGAAAAAUUGUGGCAUUGAUUAAUACUCAGAAUACUAAUUUUAAAUUCUGCAGUUUACAAUGUGUGUUGCAAAUAGCAUGUGAUCAGGCUGCUUGGUUAGAAGGACUCUGAGCUGUUGAGCACGUGGAGCAGGCUAGGACAGAGAUAUCCCAGCUCUUAUUUCAGUGAAGUUCCUUUGGUUUAAGCAAAGAAAAUCUUUGCAAUGGUAGCUGGAGCAUAGCAUGCAUACAGAUCUUACCACAAUAGAUUGAAAUGUAUUUAUUUGCAAGUUCUGCACAAGAGCUGCUUGAGGAGGUGUUGCCCUGCUGAAAUUAACGACAGAACUUUGAAGAAUGCGGUCAAAACCACAACCCAACACAUUCCUCUCAGCUCUUCGUAAAGCUAAGCAUGGAGGAGUUUUGCUAUUACAAAGCUUGGAACAAAUACAACUUUGCUCUUUGUUACAGUGCAGAGUGUUUAUUGUGGCUCCAACAACAAGUUGUUGCUUCCCCCCCUUCAGGUGAAUUUAAUCACCAUGCAUAAUUGUUCAGUGCUUACAAGGUACUAGCUCACCAGGCAUUAUCAUUGUUCUGACAUGUGCAUACCAGACCUAUGAAAUCUCUUGCUAACAUUUUCCACCAUCAGGAGUAUUUCCAUUUUGGGGCAUAAUUAAUGAGAACAGGUACAGAAGCCAACUUGAUGGGACUGUUUGCUCAAGUCUCCUGCAUAUAGAAACUUGGUAGCAUCAUAUCAAAAACUAAGAGAAGAGACAGUGUAGUUCACAGGUAGAUUAGUUCAUUCUGUGCAGAAAGUCUGAGGGUCUGUCACUGGCAGCAUCAUUCUCCAAGUAGAGCUGGGAAGGACAGGGAACCCUGGAGAGCAGCUGCCUGCCAGUGUUGACAGUAUAGAAUGUUGUUUUUGUUAAAAUUAGUAUACUGAACUUCAUCGUUUGAGGAAAUAAUGCUCUAAGUUGCAACCCCUGAGCAGCUUUAGCCAGCUUUUAAUGGAAUUGGAUAUUCCCAUUAAAUUAAAACAUUUUUCACAGAGCUGUUCAGUAUCCAUUCAGUUUUGUAUUUCAGUAAGCAUCUUGCUAGAAAUAUAAACACAGACUUGCUAAAAUGCAUGCAGUUAUUCUGGUUACUUACAGCUAUUUGUCAUCUUCUUGUUCCCUCCUCAGCAUCGCCUACCAAGUGCUGACUAUCAUCAAUGAUUUGAAAAGCUCUUGUCUGUGGUAUACUUGUCUCUGCUGUUAAUGGUUUAAAGGAGCACCUAAUGGCAUACAGUAAAGAGAAGCUAACUCAAAACGCUGCAUCUUUAUUAGUUGAAUUCUGCACCAAGGCAAGCUGGUAUAAACUUCAAAAAUUACCUAGAUGGAGGGUACUAAUUUUCCACAAUUUUGUUUUAUCUUAGUUAUAAGCAUCAUUUUUGCAUCGUAUUAAUUCGUGGAACUAGUACAUCAAAUGUUGCCUUUUGACAUUUUUUUUAAUGGCAUUGACGUGGAUGAGAGAUGUAGCUCCCCUCGAAUGACGAUUUCCAAUCAGACAUCCUUGGCAGUUGCCACAGUGAUGUAACCAGCAACUAAAAAACCAUUAAUGCCAGCCCUGGUGAUUGGGAAAUGACUCUUUAGAUGGAUAUAGGGAGAAAGAGAUUAGUAUGCAUGUUACUACAGACCCACACAUGAGUAAUUUCAAAGUAAACUGGUUGUGUUUGAGCAUGAGGAACAUAAAAUCUCUUGCCAGCAUUAGCAAACAGUACGGCACACCCUGCCAGUCAGGUGCACCUUGGGAAAACAUGGCCAUCAAGAGAUCUGAAGCGAUUUAAGACAAGCAGCGUUGCCAUGGGGCAGCAAGUGGAAAAACGUGUCUCAAGCCCGUGACUGUGGGGCAAGGGGGUACCACCCAGGGUGCAAUUACCUGGGCCUGGCACUCGCUGUUCUUUGUUCUUCAUCCUUUUGUCUAAUGCUGGCGGGGCUCAUGACAGAAUACCUUAGAUGCUUCUCAUCGAAGAGAUGAGCAAACUAGGUGUAACCCUCAUGCCCAGAUGAAAAGCUGACAUCUGUUAUUACACUCUCUCAUCCUUGGCUCUCACCAAAUGAAGAAUUCCUUUCAACACCUAAGUGUGCAUGUGUGUUCGAUCAUCCCUUGAAAUUAUCACUUGACAUUGGAACUGUGGAAUUCUGCCACUAGUAUGUUGAUUAAAGCAUGCACCUGAUAAUCACAAUUAUUUCCAUGGAAGCUUGAGAACCAACCUCUAUUGGUUCAUAUUAGGAGCAAACAUGGCCUGCCCUCCUUUCUUCACAAUGUUCUUUAGCUCUCCAUGUGCAGUUAAGAGGCAUUUUAAAAUUGUACCCAACAAUUGUUUAAUGGUUUGUCUCCCUGGGAGGGGUGAUUUUCAGUCUGUGACUGUGACAUAAUCCUCAUCCUAUCAAGCUUGUUGGUUUGGUGUCUGUUUGGUUUGGCAGCAAAAUGGGAUCACUCUCUGGGAAGGUCAUGGUUUCCCCACAUACUGCCUAGGUAUGCAGGAUUUGGGGGGGUGGGAGGAGAUUUUCUUUAACACCUUCCCCCUCAUAGAAUCAAAGAAUUUUAUUGUUGGAAGAGACCCCCAAGGGUCUUCCAGUCUAGCGCCCUGCGAUGCAGGAAUCGCACAUUGCUCACCUGCUCUUUGCAUGAAGAAGAUCUCAAGCUCAGUCCCCAGCAGCAUGUCCAACUGGGGCUGGGAAGAUCCUCUAGCUGAAAUCCUGGGCAGCCUCUGCUGCCAGUCAGUGUAGACAGUACUGGACUAGAUGAACCAAUGGUUUGACUUAGUACAAAGCAGCUUGUGAUGGUCCUAUAUGAGACAACCUGGAGUUAUUUGUUCUAUUCUUUAAAAACACACACACACUAAAAAACAACACUUUCCUUUAGUAUAGAAAUAAGUUCAGUGCAAAUGUUCAGGCCAAUGCAACUUCUUCCCCAUCUGUACAGUUUGCAUCCCUAGCAGCAUUUGACUCUCCACCACUUAUCAGUCAGGUACAGGUCUCACUCGUCACUGUGGAUCCACUUGGCAUCGCCAAUCCUGAGUGUGUUGCUCCUCUCCAGCUCUGCCACCACACUGCCCUUGAAGGUCAGUUCUGCCACCAGGAAAAAGAACUCGCCACACGUUCUCAUCUGUGAGUGAGGAGACAGUCCAGUAUUCAACCUCCAUUUCUUUUGUCACCUUGAGGGUAUCCCUCUUGAUGAAGCUGUAUUUCACUGGAGAGCUAAGAUCCUUCCUGAGAAUGACGUUGGAAGGGUUUUUCUCCUUCAGGGCAUCAACCAGUGACUGCCUGGUAUGGCCCAGGGAGGCCAUGUCAUUCAGGUCGAAGAUGAUGAUUAUAGGUUGAGCCCCGUGGUAGUAGGUGGAGGCGAUGCAUUUGAAGCACUCCUGGCCAGCUGUGUCCCACAGCUGCAGGCACCUCAAAAUGCUCCAUCUCUAAGUCCACCCCAAAGGUGACUUUGUAGUUAUUGUCAAUAGUGUCUCUGCAGACUGAUUGAUCAAGCGGUUCUUCCCCACAGAGGUCGCCAACCACAAUGAUCUUGGAAACUAAACCCCACGGUCCCUGUCCACUGGGCCUAGCACAUCCCAACCACUUUGGAGUGGAAGGAGGUCAGCCCCUUUGGUGAAGCACCAUGGCAGUUCGGCAAUGAUGUGGUUUCUUCUGAUGGGGGCAAGGAUGUUCCUCAUUGGGACAUGAGGUUUGACUGCAGAGCUCUCCAGUAGUCCCACCUGGACUGAACUUUGUGCCUUCUGAAUGCAAAGCAGCUGCUCUGUCAGAUCUACUCGCAAAAUAUCAAAGCUUGUUUUUCAAAUCCUCCAUCAGACAGGGAGGGAGCAGAUAUCCCAGCAGACCUCAACACCUCUCCUGGAUGGGGGCAAGAGGAGGAGGGAGGGGUGCCGUUUUUCAGAGGGUAGAGGGCAAUUGAAAUUUCCUGGGGCCCAACAGGAAAGGAAGGCGUGGACCCAGAAUCAUUGUAGGCAUUGGUAUCCCCCACUGUAAUGCAAGAGUUAAACCAAAUGGUUCAAACUAAUGCAAAAGGAAAUGAGUAUUUAUGGAAACUCCCGAUCAAGAUAAACAUUUACACAAUGACCACCUUUUAAAAUUCCUUCUGCCACUGUUCAUAUUUCUUUAGAAGUCAGUUCAAUUCAUGAAUAAUAUUUCUAAGGCUGAAGUAUGUAGUUAAACUCUUGACUCUUCUCUAUAGUCAACACUGCUUUCAUCAGUUUGGUGUGGUUUGCCUUGUUGCCUUGCUGUGUAAUACUGUAACUGUUUUUAUGCUACCUCUAGAAAGUAUUUCCCUCCUCCCGGCCUGUCAAAGAAGCAUAUGACAUUGGAGGUAGUUUGAGGUCUGGGGCUGCAGUGAUGGAAUAAGUGAGGAAUGCCCUAUUGCCUAUGGAAACAGAGGGCUGGAUUCCUAGCUUCAGCUUGACUGGUCCAUCAUUUCCCAGUAACUAUAACAAUGAGCCAUGUGAAUGUUGAGAGUAGUCAAAACACACAGCUGCCCUUACAGGGAGGAAGGAGCUUAGAUCAUGCUCGGCGUUUAAAUGUUUUGGAAUUGAUACCUUAUUUAAAAAUAAUCCCAGUAGCCUGUGACGUGGCUGCUAAUGGCAUUUUUGCAGUCUGUAAAUUCUGGCUGGCAAAAUUUGCUCCAUCGCUGAAUGUCCUGCCUUGAUUGCAGCUGGACAUUGUGGGAACUGAGGUCUGAGCCAAGAAAAUUUUGAACCUAGGAAGAGCAGCUGUCUGCCAGUGUGGUGUAGUGGUUAAGAGCGGUAGUCUCGUAAUCUGGGGAACCGGGUUUGAGUCUCCGCUCCUCCACAUGCAGCUGCUGGGUGACCUUGGGCCAGUCACACUUCUUUGAAGUCUCUCAGCCCCACUCACCUCACAGAGUGUUUGUUGUGGGGGAGGAAGGGAAAGGAGAAUGUUAGCCGCUUUGAGACUCCUUAAAGGGAGUGAAAGGCGGGAUAUCAAAUCCAAACUCUUCUUCUUCUUCUUCUGCAGCAUAAGUGUGAGAACUGCUGUCCUUUGGGCUGCCUUCCCAGACACCUUGCAGUCUCACCGGCUGGAAGUGGGCCUACCAAUAGAAGGACAGGCUCCUAUGUUCUUACUGCCAGAGGGAUGCUAAUGAAGCAGUCAGGCGUUUUCCUCUGCUUUGUUGGAAGGGGGAAGGUGACGUGUGUGAUCAAGAAUGGCUGCCUCAGCAUCUCCUUAGGCUACUUCAGAGCAGCCCCACUUAUAUGCUGGCCUCUCAGGUUGCUUCAGAGCUUGAGCAUAUCUUAAGGACAGCUGAAACAUGCUGCACCAGCAUCUUAAAGCUCUCUUGGCAAUGAAUGAGGCCUUAUAGGAAUGGCUAAAGAACAUAGCAGUCAGCUGCAAGCAAUUCCUCCAUCACUACCUCCAUAUUGCUUGUGAUUGUUCUAGCAGCAGCAGUGGUGGAUUGUUUCAGAAUCCUUUUUAACAAUAUUUGUUUGUGAAUAGGAUCUGUAUGUCAUGACUCUAGCCUUGCCUAUUUUAACAUAUUAAUCUGAAAGGAGCAAGGCUGGUGGGUUGCUUUAAUUUGUGUUCUUGUGUCAGACUCAAGACUGCAGGAGUUGGUUUACACCAGGGAGUCGAGACACUUUGGUUUUUAAAUGUGUUCACACAGGGCUGGUAUGAAAUUAAUCAGUGUCAUGGGAGAAACAGUCAAAGCCAAGAACAAAAAGGGAUUUUGGUUAUGACUUCCAUUGGGGAAACCUUAUGUGCCAUUAGUGAAAUGUAGCGGCUGGCUCUUCUUCAGAGAGAGUCAUUGGCAGAUAAAAAUUGCCUAUCUGGCUCAGCUAGCCUUGCAACUGAAAGCAGGAGGUGGGGUGGGGUGGGGAUGGAUUGUUCUUUAUAUGUGUACAUUCACAUAGCAUGCAUAUGACUCCAUCACUGUAUGCCAGGGGUGCAGAACCUUUUUCAGACCAUUCUCUCCUGGAAAACCUUUUUGGGGGCCACAUGAGAGGGGUUGACAAAGGCAACGUAUUUCUUCACCCUUACAUUUCCCUCUCUAUCCUCCAUUCAAGCAAGCCAGAGGCAGCUUCAGAGUUUAAGGACAUACUCCAGCCAGGCAGAAACAUUCAAGGAGGGUACAAGGACAGUCUGGCAAUGGGUGCAGCUUGGGAGGGUGUGGGGCCUUGGGACCAGACAGAGGCCUGGAGGGUUGCAUCCAGCCCCUGGGCCUGAGGUUCCUCUGUGUCACCAGGAAAGCAUGUUGUUAAGUCAGUUAAACUGGGAUUGGGUCCUUCCACCGCAUGAAGCAAAUUAACUAGGUUUAAACAAAGAUAAUGAAACUUUUCACAGCUCCACUUGUGUGAUUGUGGUUAGCAAACACCCUGCAGACUAUGAGAGGACAGUGAUUUGUCAUAACUUUAUGACACUUGUUUAGAAUGACUCAUGUACUGGGGAAGGACCCACCUAACAUUUUGCUUUUGCUUUUUAUUUUAUUUUUUAAUACCAGUUUGUCUGUCUCUUGCUCUGCCUUGUAGUUCAAGAAGUUGAAAUCAAGGAAGAUAAGCCUUUGAGAGCAGCAACUGAUACUAUCAGUUUAAGUACUGGAGGUACAACAUCCUACCUGGCACGUAAAAUUGUAAUGAUCUCAUCAAUAUUCCUUGUGUAAAUGAUUUGGAAAAAUAACUCAACUAUUUAUCUCUAAAUCUGUUGUCUGGAAUGGCAACUUUUUUUUUUACCUCCAAGUAUAUUUCCUGCAGGUCAGAAGAUGGAUGCAGAUUUGGAAAAGCAUCAUUGCUUCUUGUAUAUAAAUACCCUGGUAACCAGUAACUUGUGUGCAAGCAGGGUCACUAGAGUUGAAGUCUAAAAACACACGUGUUAAAAACAAACCCCAGCACCAAUAUUUUAAAUGGCUGGUGUUGAAAAGCAAGGUUAGAAAUAUCUUUCUGCUCAAGUGUGUAGUUGCUUAUUAGGGAGACUUCACCUCAUGCCAGUAGAUCUGCCCUGCAGACACAAAAGUAAAGAUGGCCAUUGUGGGUUGCACAUAAUGCUUGUGGUUCACAAGAGUUCCUCCUCCCGCUUCAGGAAAACGACACGUUCAGGUGCAGUUUGUCAAGGAUUAGUGCGGAAAAUGACAGCCUAACAGCUGCCUUUGUUGUCCCCUUCUGAAAUGAUCCCCUUGGCAUGUGGCUGUGUUCUAAAUGCAGCCCUUAAGGGUGUGUGUGUUACGACUUGUAAAAUGUUGGUUCUGCACAGAAGCUGCUUUUGGAAAGAGUUCAGUGGGAUGUGGUUGAAUGGUAAACACAAACAUCACCAGAUUGUUUUGGAAAUGGGAAUGCUGGCAAAUCAUUGUAUGAAUCUGUCAGCAAAUGACACAGGAACAGUUCUCAAACUUUUGUAGUUUUGAUGAAGUGUUGUGGGUAGAUCUUGUGUUUUCUGUUCUUUUACCAGUGUAACCUUGUUAAUGUUAGCCAAUUGGAUAAGUAAACAAGUGUAAUUUCAUACUGUGCUUUUAAUUAGACUGUUGGGAGUAUUUUAAUCAUCCUUGCGUUGAUGCUUUUUUCCAGACGUCUAAUGGCAGUCGUCAAUCAUAGUUUCGUAACCAAGCUUUCAAGUUCUCCAGCACUUCUGCUGAGGGAUUUGUGGAGCGAAAGGUCUCUGCAAACGUGACCUGAUGCAUUCCUGAGGCUUACUUAAGGGAAGCUUUCUGCAGAAUGUUUUAUCUGAUGGAGUCAGCAGUAACUCCUAGUGCCUUGGGCUGCCCUGUGCUUGAAGGAGGAGGCAGGCUUUGGCUUCACCUAUGAAGUUGUAGUUGUUAAAAGAGUGUCCUUUAUUAUGAGAUAUGAUCAUUUGGAGGUUAACAUGUUUUUACUGAACCAAAGUAUUCCUGGCAAGUUUUUCCAAUAAGUGAGGUUUAGUACUGUAUUUUAAUUCUGGGGUAGGGCAUGCAUUCGCCCUAACCUAGGCCAGCCUUCUCCAACUUUGUGCCCUCCAGAUGGUUGGAUCACAGCUCCCAUCAGUCCCAGCAUCUUAUGGCCAUGCUGACUAGGGCUUAUGGAAGGGUUUAUGGAAGUUGUGGACCAAAACAUCUAAAGGGCCUCAAGUUGGAGAAGGCUGGCUUUAGGCAGUAUGUAACAAUCUGUGACCAGCAAGGAAAACUGGAUCCCAUACAGGACUAUCCAAGGCACUGCUUGUCAGAUCUUUCAAUUUGAAAUUGGGUUCAGAGCUCGUAAGGCUCUCUCCAACUUGGGCUGUGCUGUUUAAGAGUGCCAUUGUCACAUACUUCUCUCUUAUCUCUAAUUCACAACUCUUCUUUUUUCAGAUGGGAGGAGGAACUGGCAAAGCGAAUGAAUCUGGAAUCAAUGGUAGAGACUCUCCAAGAGGUAGGUUUCGGAGAGCACCUAAAUGCAUGUUUCUUCAAAGGUCGAUAGGGGCCAUUUCUUAUUUUUAUUGGUGCCCAGCUGGCUUCAUGAGCUGCCUGUGGCCUGGGGUUAGGGACUGCCUGGGAUUAAUGACCAGGUGUGUGUAUCACUUCAUUUGUAAAAAAUCAGACCCUAAAUGGGAUACUAGUUCACAGCUGCUCUUCUGUAAAUUGUACUACAGGAUAAUAAAGAACUCUGAUUUUAUUUUUUUAUAAAGAGGGCUUUGAUUCCUGGUAUCCAGUGGCACUUCACCAAUAGAAGAACAACUUCAUUGUUCUAAAGGAUGUAGGCUCCAAAUAUCUGAAAAACUGUCUUUAUCUCUACUAGCCUUCUCAGGUGUUAAUAACAGUGUGGUGUGACAGGGGUUCUUGAUAAUUCCACCAUCCUCAGUUGUAGCCUGAGAUAGGGCUUUCUCUGUGGUGGCCCCUAAAUUGUAGAACUCCUUCCCCACAGAGGUGCAUCUAAGCAUCUUAAUUGUACAGCUUUUGUCAUAUGCUGAAGAUGCAUAUCAUAAUCCAAGUAUUUGAUCGUUAAGACAUUUUGUUUUUGUUUUGUUCUCUUUCACUGAAUUUGUAUUGUCUUGUUGCAUUUUGAACAGUUUUAUAAUUAUAAUAAUUUGAUUUCUAUUUCUGAUUGUAUUUUCAAUUGUUGUAACUCACUCUAGGGUGUUAUGGUGAAGGAUGCAUUGGAAAUCUGAUAAAUCAAUAAAGCUGGCAGUCCAGAGGUGUGGGUUGCAUAAUGGCAUAGCUUUUCAUUAGCAGCUAAGAUGGUCACAGCUACUUAUGUGAAUCUAAUUCACAUUGUUGACCUUCCAACAUCCAGAGAUAAUGUUUAUUACAGUAUUUGAGGCAUCUGGGAUAGCACUGUGGGGACCCAGAGGACCACAUGUCGUUUCCCACUCCAUGGCUUACCUGAUAGUGAGAUAGUGAGGCUGUUCCACAAGAUAGGAGCAAACUGAAAUUAGCUGCCGGAUCUGUAUUUGAUUAUUUCUUUGAGCUUUGUGUCUGAAGCUUGUGCCCUUCCUUCCGCACCACAAUUAUUUGUACCAUUUGUCCUCUAGGAGGCACAAGAAGCCGAAGCCCUCCAAGAAGAGCUAAAUGAGAAGAUUGAGAGACUGAAAGCUGAACUUGUCGUCUUCAAGGGUCUGAUGAGUGAUGUAAGUACCCUGGCAGGCUGAGUUGCACCAGGUUUAAAGGGGGGGGAGUCAUCUUCAUAGCUUCAUUAAUGAAAAAGUUAUGAUUUCAGUAAGUGCUGCUUGCAGUUAGUAUUAUGGCUGCCUUGUAUGAUCUAAUGCAUCAGACCAAUUCCCUUGUCCUCUCCCUGCUUCCUGUCUGGUCUGUGUAGAUGCAUUUAACUUGCUGCUUAUCACACAACCCUGAGUGUUCCCCGAUGGCUUCACACCAGCUAGCAGUGCUGGGUACUUCCCCCCACCCCUCCAGUGCUGCAACCUCUGGAAAGAAUGCUCUUUAAAAGGUUUAGGUUUUCCCAUUAAGUGCAGGUUUGAAGAAGCACCAUGCAGGUGCCAUCAGUUAGAAAAAUGCUAAAAAUACUCCUUUCAGUUUCAUCUAACCAAAAUGAUUUCAGAAACUCCAGUUCAGAUCUACUUUGCUGGGUCACUUAGUUUCAAGCCUGCCAUUUGAGCAUAUUGAGUAAACUGUAUGCAUAUUUAGAACUGCGAAUGUUAUUUUAGGGAGUCGUUUCAGGGAGCAGCUUCCUGCUUUGGAAACUUGAAUUGUCAAUAGUGUGGCCUGACAAUCAGAACAGGUAGAAAGCAUGACAAACCUCGUUUAUGUGAUAACUAUUUAGCUGAUGUAGGGAACUUGAGUGCUCAAAGAUUCUAGUUCACAUGAAGAAAAGCCACUCCUGAUUUUCCACACACUUCACUUUAAGGCCUUGCUCACAUUUAUCUCUGGGCUCAACAACAGAGCUACCCCAGCCCUCCUCUUUUCUCUCUCUCUCCACCCCCCUCUGUAGUAUUGUUUUCAGUUGGGAACUUCAAACAUUGCUCUGGGACAUAUCAGAAGCAUGUUGCCCUGGGCUCCUUAUAAAAACCGUGGGGGGGUGUGGAGAGAACCUGUUGGUGCAUAUUGUGGUUCUGAAAGUCAGACUCCAGAGAAAAUGUCAAUGGACACAAGUAUUUGCACUCUCCUUUUUAUGAGGGAAAUCCAUUCUUCUGGCCAAGUGUGGAUGUGUCAGUGUGGCUCUAGGGCAGCAGAACUGUAAAAAGGUUGGCAGGAUCUCAGUUGGGUUUACAUACCUUGUAACUUUCAUGAUGUAAACAUGCAGGGCAUAAUUUUAUCUUUGUAAUUUAUAGGUGGACUGUUAAAACUUAAUAGUUUAAAAUAAAUACCGUUAGUGUGUGCAGAGAGCAGCAGCCCAGUCAGAGCACAGUCUAACUAAGGGUGAGGGAAUACAGAAAAAUGUACAUCUUUUGUAGAUAGCAGAAGCUGCAGAAUUUCAUAGAGAGUAGUGCAAGGUUUUUUGGAUAAGAAAUGAUUGUUUAAGAGACAUUUCCAUAAUGGAAGGGUAUGAGGUGUAAAAUGUUGUCCUUAUCAGUAUUGUAUGUGGAAUAAAUAUUUGGCUUUGGUCAGAUUUGGAUUUUUUUUUUGGUAAGAAACUAGAUGCUUUUCUCUAGAAAGAUGUGUGUGUAGAUUUUUAAGGGUUAUGUAGUGCAAAAAGCACAGUUACAGAAUAUUUGGGAAAUGCUCCUCCAUUUAUAGCCACUGAAUUUCUUACAUUUCUGUGCUGCUCUUCCUCCUAAAGGAGCUCAGAACUGCAAAUAAUGAGCAGCAAAACAAUAUAUAUACACAAACAAACCUAGGAAGUGAAAAUCUGAACAAGAUUAGAAAAUUUGGAAGGUCCCUUAAUUAAAUAUUUUAGGUUGUAGAUUUUUUUUUAAACGCUCAUUACUUUCUGCAGGCAUAUAUCAUGUGCCAGGUUUCAUCUUGUAAGUUCUUGAAAGAUGUUGGAAUUCAAUAAUAUCAUUGUCCUGUAAGAGAAACUAUUUUUAGUGUGAAGUAGCUAGGUGAAUUUUCUGACAUGAAGUACUGUCUUUCUACAUAAAACAGAACCUGCAUCCCACACAUCAUGUGGGGGACUUCUGGAAUAGGUUUUUCCAUGUACAUUCCAUAAAAUAAAUAGCAUUGCAAAUGUAAGGCUUUGGGUUGAGAGUUUGUUUAAAGCGUAACCUUCCUUGAACAUUUGCCUUGGUUAGAAAUCAGUGUUCAACUUGCAGUGAAUUGACUACCUACCCCAAAUGCUGCUGUCCCUUGGAUGUUUAGCAUGCCUGGAAACCAGGCAGCAUUUAAUAUGGAGGCUGGCGUGAUCUGCAUUGAUGGAGAUACUGUAGGUCAUCUCCUUCUUAUCUUCUGAACUGUAUUAAUGGAAGAUAAUCCACUGCUGUCCUUCCUGCAGCCUAUGACAGACCUGGACACAAAGAUCCAAGAAAAAGCCAUGAAGGUGGACAUGGACAUCUGCCGACGAAUCGAUAUCACAGCCAAACUGUGUGAUGUAGCGCAGCAGCGCAACUCUGAAGACGUUUCCAAGAUAUUCCAGGUGAUUAGGCUCCGUCCUGUCCUGUGGAGAACAUGGCUGUGCCAGAGAGAGAUGGAGCUGUGUUUUGGAUUUGGAGUUGCUGUUCAGGAUUCCCACUAUAAAUCAUGGGACCAGCUGACAAGCCUCUGUAGAGAACACCCCAGUUUCAUGUGCUCUGUUCCCAUGUUGGGAAUAACCUAACUGAAGCAGGGAGUUGUGUUCUUGCAUCUACAAAGGUCUGCACAGGUGUUACCAGGCCUUGGGUCUCACACAGCAACAUUAAGACCUCAAUCUCUUUAGAAGUCUUCAGAUAAAUCAUAAGAGCAAGCUUGUGUGUCUGCUGGUCCUCUUGAGACACCACAAAAAUGCAUUACGAUGUCCCACUUGGCUUUUAUGUUCCUUGUAAAAUAAAAAUCAGAUUUUUUUUCUGACCCUGGGAGAACUCUAGGAGAAAACAAAUAGUUAGCUGUCAUGACAUUGCAAGUGUGUAGGCAGCUGUGAAAACCUCCAUCCACAAGUAGAUUUUGGUCCAGGGAGUAGGAGACAGGCCAUCACCACAGGGCACCCUGCCCCUCCUCUUAGUAUUUAUGCCCCUGAUUAUUCUGCUAUCCAUUAUUAAAUCCCAAGAAGCACACUGUCCCAUACAACCUUAAACCAAUAAAACAAAAUUCAUAAAACCAUCCCAGAGUCGUACCAAGGAAUCACUUCACUCAUAUAUGCUUACCGAUUAUAACUCUGUUUGAUAGCUGUGAUCCACUUUUGUUUAUGGUGGAUGGAUAUUUGAAAUGAAAUUUCUUUGUGUUUCCAAACUCCUUCCUCCAAUUUCAUUCUGUUUUCCUGUCAAAACUGGUGCCUGUCUAGCUCUGCUUCUAGGUGGAAAAUGGUGCAGGACUCGGGGUUCUUCUUCCUAGCUUAAUGGCACAGCCUAGUCCCCCCUUGUCACUGUUAGCUGAGGCCAGGCAGGGGACCGCCAAGGGGUGCCUGUUGCUCUCCAGCUUGUCACCUUGAGCAUCUCCAACUGCUUGUGCGUCAUCCUCCUAGCCUUCGCAUGGCCGACUGCAGCCCAAAUGGCUGUGCCACUGGGGCAUGGCCUGUCUAGCAGCUUGCUUUUUUGCCGCGUGCUGUCUCAAUCUGCUUCCCUGUGCUGUGUGUUCUGCCACCUGUAACACUUGUGAUUUAAUGAAUCUGUGUCAGCUGUCACUUGCUCACUCAAACCAUUGGAAGUGGGGUGGGGGUGGCUGAUGGCUCACAAUAUUUUCCCCCACCUCAUACCUCUCCUUUAUCUCUGCCGCUUCUUGGCGUAGCAGCUCACCUGAACCUUCUAGUCACUGCCCUUCUCUCCAAUUCAGGUGGCUUCCAAGAAGAAAGAGCGGAAACUCGUGUCGGAUGAUGACCUCUCUGAGCAGGACCCAGACAAUGCCCGAUUUUCGGACGAUGAAGUCAGUUGUUCUCUGAACAUCACGGAUGAAAUGAAGAGGAUGUUUAAUCAGCUGUGAGUAUUUCAGAGGCUGGGGAAUGUCUUGGCAUCCUUUUGGCUGUGGCCCUUGGAAGGGUCACACACCAAAAUAUGGCUUCGAGGUAGUUUCUGUUCUUCACUGAGGCAAGUAGGAUUUUGUAGCUUUUAAUCAUGCAAAUCAGAGAACUCGCAUAGAUCUGCUUGUUUUGCAUAAUUCUGCUUCUGCUGGAAGAACAUAAGAGUAACCUUGCUAGAGCAGACCAAGUGCCCAUCUAUUCCAGCAUCCUGCUUCUCUUGUUGGCUAGCCAGGUGCCUUUGGGAAAAUCCACAAGCAAUACUGAAAGCCAGGAAUCCUUGGCCAAUUUGUCCCCCAGGAACUGGUAACUAGAGGGCCACUGCUUCCAGAACCUGGAGGUUCCAGAUAGCUGUCCUAGCUAAUAACUAUUGCUAGACCUAUCCUCCAUGAAUAUGUCUAAUCUUUUAAAGCACAGAUUGGGAACCAAGUGCUUUCCAGAUGUUGGACUCCAGCUCCCAUCAGCCCCAGUCGUCAUAGAAAGAGGGGAGUGGUAGUUCAACCACAUCUGGAGGGCAUCAGGUUCCCUAGCUCUGUUCUAAAUACAGCUAAGAUAGUCUUCAUAUCAUAGGGAGGGUAACAAGGAGUGCAGGGCACUCAAGCCUGUACGCUGCAAAUAGUAGCUUUUCACUCCCUGCCACCUCUUGAGAUCUUGGUGGUAAUUGCCUACACACUUCCAGUUGUAUGCUUUGCAGUCAUCAUGGCCAGAAACAACUUGGUUUUCAAAAAGAAAAUGAAAAGGGUGGGGAUCUGUAUGCAGAAUUUCAGAUACCUGAAAAUACAGGUAUCUGAAAUUCUGCAUAUAGAUCCCCUGAGCAAGGCUUGCUGACAAGAAGGCCUGCAGCCUUUUGCUGUAAGUGCAACCCUAAUGCAGGGGCAUCACAACACACACUUUGGGACAGCCUACAUUGCACUGCAUGCCCUGCUGUCUAAGCAACACUUCUUAUCCAGUGGGAGGGAAGCUUGCUGAAAAUGAGCUAGGCAGGAUUGGCUAGCUUAUACAUACCGUUACUGGAAUCCAUAAUGACUUCACCCAGCAGUCCUCUUCUUAAAUGCCAAUAAAAGAUAAGAGUCUUCGUCACUCAGAAAUUAUGUCCCCAAGUGAAACUCUUGCUUAGUAAUCAUAAUGCUGGUCUUUAUGACUGUUUUUAUAGAGCCAAUGCUUUUAAACACUUUGCCUCUUUCAAGAAGCAGAAUUUCCAGGCCAUUGUGCAUAUGCACUCUCCCUCAGAAGGAUCUGCAGUUAGCAGCUCUCAUUCAUGCCAUGCGCCUUACGUAGGAGCCCCACCCCUAUGGCAUGUUUUCGGGACAUGGGAUUUGUUCCAGCUCUUAUUUUGAAUGGCAUGUGCCAACAUCACCUUUUGCUGCGCACCUUUACUCUUAAAAUGCUACAUGCUUGGACUACGGCAGUGAUGGAGUACAACCCCUGCGUCUGCAAGCCCACCCAGGAAUCCUGCAGUUUAUUUUGACACUCUGCAAGUAAUCUUUUGGGUUUAAACACUGUGGACAAGGUUGACAGUUCUGACUAUACACUUAAUAGGCCAGUCCAUUGCAUUGUUGGAAGUGAAAAGAAAUCCCUUCUAAAACCCCUAAGGAACAACAACUGCAUUAGUGCUGUGUCUUUUCGUAAGAGGGUUCAAAUUAUUCAGAUUAUACAAAUAGCCAUGGUUGCAAAAUAAAUGCAGCUGAAGGCAAGCAGUAGUUUUAAACUGGGAGGCUUGGCCGAUUUUAGAAGCUGGCAUGUGCUCCCACGCUGCCUCUUCCAGUCCACUGCCAAGUUUUGAAUCCAUUCGUCAUAAGAUGAAGUGUUGACCUCGACUUCCUGCUUUAUAUAUGCUCUGCUGGGAAGGAAAUGAACUCAGGAGACAAAAAUGUCUGCCAUUGUGGAGCUCAGCAGAGUAGCCACAAGAUUCCUGGAGGAUGGGAUCAAGCAGUCCCCUCUCAGGCAAUUCUUUAAAAGAAGCUAGUGUAAAAUCUUUUCAAAGUUUCAUCCUGUUAGUUUUUAGCUGAAAAUUCAGGCAUCACUGCCUUGUGACGUUGACUAGAUGUAACUUCUCAAGCUUGAUUGUGUUCCUUCGGCUAGCCCAAAUUGGUCCCAUAAAAGGCAUCAGUUUUGAUGUGAGGUGUUCCCUGGAACUGCCUUAGUAAUGUUUGCUUACUUAAUGAUGAGAGCUGUUGUGUUACUUCAUUUGUACGGCAUUUAACUGCUUACAGGUCUGUAGUCCAAAGGUCCUUGCAAAGUACCUGCUUUACCUGCAGAAGUCACUACAUUCACUUCUUGGCAUCCCCAGGUAGAACUGGGAAAAGAGUCUUGCUUGGUACGGUGUAGAACUCCUGCCACCCAUCUAUUCAGACAAUACUGAUCUAAGUGGAUCAACAGUCAGACUGUGUAUAAAACCACUUCCAAUUUAGACAUCAGAGCUAAAUGAGCUUCUGGGACUCCUUAUUUGCUGUGCAGCUCCCACAUGUAGCUCUAUCCCCUGGAGAUUUCAAAAUUGGGUGCAUAGAAUCUGGGGAGGGGGCAGGAUUAGUGAUGAAACCAUCAGGGCCCCCCAGUUUCUAGUUGUUUCUGGUUGUUGUACGUCAGGGGUUGGCAAACUAAGGCCCGCAGGCCAGAUCAGGCCCAAUUGCCUUCAGGAUCCGGCCUGUGGACUGUCCGUGGAUCGGUGUGGGGAUUCUGUUCGUUCGGGCUGCAACAUUCCCCCCCCCGUGCCAUUCCAUUCCCCCCCUCUCCCUCACACACACUGCGGCGGCGCCUCCUCCCUCCCUCCUCCUGGCUUCUCCUCGCCCUGCCUAGAGGAGGAAGGGGGCUGGCUGAGCACCAUUUUAAGCAGCCCAUCUCCAGAGCAAGCCCUUUUGCGCCACUCAUCUUCCCUCUGCUGCUGCCACUGCCCUGGUGCUCCUGUGGGCCAGAGAGCGGAGCGGACGAGCUCACUCUGCCUACCCACGAGAAGCAGCAGUGGCCAGGGAAGUUAAUCGCAGCGGCUGUGGGUGGAGGUGUGGGGUGAGCAGGAGGACUACUUGCCCCCCCCCCAGUGCCACUUCUCCAGUCCUCCACAAGGUCUGAGGGACAGUGGACCGGCCUGCGGCUAAAAAAUGUUGCCGACCCCUGUUGUACGGCAUAUGAAACUAAAGCAGCACAGAGCAAUGAUCAUAGGUGGUUAGUGAAACUGCCCAUCCUUUCACUGCUUUAAAGCAUGACUUUUUAAUUACAUGUGUACAUCCUGGGCAUUUCGUAUCUUUUGUUAGUGAUAGGCAGAAAUCCUUUUAAUUCGGACACUAGAACCUUUGUGUAAAGCUCUGGACUGUUGUUUUGAUGUGCAGCACCACCUGGAGGGGAACAGCUGAACUGUCACACUAAGAUUAGCUUGGAAUUUCAAUUCUGUCUAUCCUGCAGCAGAAUAAAAGGCAGAUGUGGAGCCUUUUUUCAGCAGAGGGCGAGAUAGCCACAUCAAAAUCCUAUGCCUUUAUGUGUGUGUUCUAGCGCUAAUACCAUCUCCUAAGCUUGUUUUGAAGAAGGAUUACAAGGAUUUUUAAUGAAAAUAUAUGUAUAUAUAUUUCCCUGUCAGGCGUGAAACCUUCGAUUUUGAUGAUGACUGUGACAGUUUGACGUGGGAGGAGAAUGAGGAUACUUUGCUCCUCUGGGAAGACUUCACCAACUGUAACCCAUCAAUCGAGCUCCAGGGAGAGGUGAGUUUUGGAUCUGGGCUCUUUGUGAGAUGGGUCUCUAGCUUCUUCAGAAGUAAGGUUGUGACUGAUUUCUGGAAGGGUUUUAAAAAGUAAUGAUUUUUUAUUAUCAACAACAUACAUCCAAAUUUUCAAAAGCCUCCAUUGUGUUAGAAUUUGGCACAUCCUCUCUGCUGGAGAAUAAAAAUGGCCACUUUUGCAAAGAUUGGUUUACUUGCUGCUGUAUAAUUGACAGGCGAUUGUUUUUGAUCGGCACCUGAAGUUGUGUUGUUGAGGCUCCUUUGAUUGUGCAGGAAAAAACCAACAUGGAGUUUAAAGCUUUGUCAUGGUAUUGGCUACAUUUUUAUGUUUUCUCCACCCACCUUCAGCUCCCCACCGUCUCAACACACAUGUACUGUAUUACUUAUUCCUUAUGGCGUAUUUUGUCUAAUAUUAGCAUACAUAUGUUUUUUUAUACAUUAAUUUUCUGGAAUCACAUGGCAGUGCUUUUUCAUGUGGAGCCUUCUGUUACCGCAUGAUCCGGUAGCUUGAACCUUCCAUCACAUGCUCUUCUGCAGGCAGUGGCGGUUUGUAAAUGAUGUUUGUGACUGGUUGCCAGGCACUCAAGGUCUUGUUAAAUGAUAAUGGUGGUGUUUGUAAACAAGAAAAUGGGGAGGAGGGGAAGCAACUCUUAACUUAUCUCCCUUCAACUAUAGUAACAUGGGCCUAUGAGAUCAUAUAGGACUCAAGAGCACUGGUUGUGAAUUUGAGAAUCUUUAAUUUUACUAUGUUAAAUUAUCCUUUUAUCAACAACUUACAAGUGGCUGACAACUUCUGGAAUGUAGCAUAAAUUUCUUAAACUGAUAGGCACUUGGUGAUUCUGUAGAAAUUGAUUUUGAUUUGUCCCAUAUUGGAGAAAUAAAGCUGAAGCCGCUUAAACAUUGGAGCAAAGUGAGAAGGGACUUCACAGGAAGCUGGUCAAGCUUUGGUAUUAAAAAUAUAGGCUUGUUGUAUAUCUGAUAAUAUUUUAACAAUUUUUUUUAAGCCAACAACAGAGAGUCACAAAGGAAGCAGGCUAGGCACCGUUAACAAAGUCUUACUAGUUUUUAAUGAAUGGGACUUUGAUUUAACUGACAUAUAUCAGAAACACUGAGCUAAAAUGAGAGGACGGGAAUGAUGGAGUGGCCUAGACAUCUUUCUCCAAGGGCAUCAAGUCAGCUGGUUUGCAAAUUCUCUUUUUAGGAUGCCUGGUUCAGAAGAGCCUUGAGCUGCUUAUUCCAUUGGUGCUUGCUGAACUGUUUGGGUAGAGCAACAGAAUCCUGCCCCUGUUGCCCAAUAAAGUCUGUCGGGAAAAGUUUCUGUGUUUAAUGGGUGUGUAAUAAUAAUAAUAAUAAUAAUAAUAAUAAUAAUAAUAAUAAUUUAUUUAUACCCCACCCAUCUGGCUGGGCUUCCCCAGCCACUCUGGGCGGCUUCCAAAAAAAAUUAAAAUACUGUAAUACAUCAAACAUUAAAAGCUUCCCUAAACAGGGCUGCCUUCAGAUGUCUUCUAAAAGUCUGGUAGUUGUUCUCUUUGACGUCUGGUGGGAGGGCAUUCCACAGGGAGGGCACCACUACCAAGAAGGCCCUCUGCCUGGUUCCCUAUAACUUAGCUUCUCGCAGUGAGGGAACCGCCAGAAGGCCCUCCGUGCUGGACCUCAGUGUCCGGGUAGAACGAUGGGGGUGGAGACGCUCCUUCAGAUAUACUGGACCGAGGCCGUUUAGGGCUUUAACACUUUAAAUUGUGCUCGGAAACGUACUGGGAGACGUACUGCUCGGAAACCUUUCUGAUGUCCCUUUCUGAUGAUGCAUUUGAGCCUUGAGUGCCUUGACACUGGGAGAGCUCUGACCUUUCAUGGUCAGAUUCUCAGUGUACCUCCAUUCCUCCCUUUCUCAGUAACAUGAUAGAGGGUGGUGAUGGUGGGAGGUAGGAAGCUUUAUCUCCUUGGCUAGAAAGCCACUGCAGCAGCCACAUCUCCUCAGCAAUCCACCUUAUACUGACUGCCAGGAGCGCAUGUUAAGUUGUUCCUUUCCAUUUUGUGAACUGUGGUGGUGUGCACUGCAAAACGGUGAGAGAUUACACCAAAGUGCUACAGUUGCAAAAUGUGGCAUACGUUUGUGAAGGCGCCUUUCUAGUGAGCUGCAACUGCCAGGGCGAUAAAGCAGUUUUAGUGAUGGGCUGGAAUUAAGUGACAGAUUAUUUGCAUAUAACCAUGUGCCUGUGUGUUAGAAGUAUAGCUAUCAGUGGAGUAUUACAGAGUUCAGGCCUAGCAUGCUGCAGCUCUAAAGGUUUUAAGAGGCUUAAAUCCCUUCUAACUGAAAAUUACACAACGAAAGGGUAGAUUUGCCUUGUAGAUCGAGAUCGGGAAUAAAAGGCUAAUUGACUCAGGGAGCUGAGCACAGAGUGCUGCAACUCCCUCUCUCCAGGCCUCUAGCUCCCCAGACGGAGCCAGAACUGAACCAUUUUUCUGCACUGCAGGCUUCUGUCUGUAAAGCUCUGCUAGGCUGAAUUCUGUCAAGUGGACACUAUCUUAGAACAGAUGAUCUUGAAUGUUACCAUAAUACACUAAAUGCAUGGAGAAGGUCCUAGGUUCAAUCUGGAGCAUCUCCAGGUAGGGCCUGUGAGAGAUCCUGGCCUGAAAUCUUGGAGAGCCACUGCAAGUCAUUGUAGACAAUACUGAACUGGAUAGAUCUACAGUAUUGCCUGGCUCUUUGGCUGGUUCUGGGUGACAGAAUUCCUUGCUCACCUCUUCCUGAUUUUCUUUAUUUUAUAGCAAGAGGAGAACUUGGGCAACUUGAUCCAUGAAACAGAAUCUUUCUUCAAAACGAGGGACAAAGAAUACCAAGAAACGAUAGGACAGAUUGAGGUAAGGAACGAGGAGCCUAAGAAUUGUUUGUCUGUGUGGCCUAGUUGUGUUUAAUUAAGAGCAGCAAAUGAUUAAAUCUGAUGAGCAGCCACAGGCUGGUCAUGGAUCAAAAUGGUCAGGCUUUUGCCUUAUUGCUGAGGGGUAACUUUCAAGGCAGUUACCUUCUCCAUCUCUUUUUGCUAAUGAGGGCUAUGCGUGGUUGAAUGGACAUGAGAAGAGAAACAAGGUGGGCAAGGUUUUCUGGCGUGGGCAGAAUGACAGAAGGCAAUAGGAAAUAAAGGUUCUAAGUUACAGUUAGGUAGCCGUGUUGGUCUGCUGUAGUCAAAACAAAAUAAAAAAAUUCCUUCCAGUAGCACCUUAGGGACCAACUAAGUUAGUUAUUGGUAUGAGCUUUCAUGUGCAUGCACACUUCUUCAGAUUGCCAAAACAGGGAAGAGUUGGGUGCAGCUUGAGAGGGCUUGUGUAUGUUAUUGGUGAAGAGAUACUUCUUUGCCUUGAAUCUUUUGGAAUUUAUGUACCGGUAUAUCAUAAGCUCAGAACUUUGUCAAGAAAAAUGAGGAGGUAGCUUAUUGCCUCGUUUAUAAAUAGUGAUGCUCACUUCCAUUAGCAGCCUUUAGGUUAGCUAGUGGUAAUAAAUUGACAUUCCAUCAAAAUGGGCAGGGAGGGCACAUGGUAGUUCUCAUUCUUUGCAUGACUUGACUUGGCCCUCUCCUUCUGUGCAGCUUGAGCUUGCCACGGCCAAGAGCGACAUGAAUCGCCACCUCCAUGAGUACAUGGAAAUGUGCAGCAUGAAACGGGGCCUGGAUGUGCAAAUGGAGACUUGCCGGCGGCUCAUUAAAGGCUCUGCUGAAAGGUAACACAGAAUCCACACCUGAUAACUUUUAUUUGCCCAAGUGGGAUGGUGAUGGAGAGCUUUCGUUCAGAGGUAUUGGGAGGGACUCAAUAAUCUGAAGACUAGCUGUUCUGAGAUGUCUGGUUUCGCUGAAAGUACCAAACACAGCAGGCCCCAAGAUGUAACUGUUUACCUUGAAAAUCCAGUUUAACAGCAAUACUGUUUAAGUACGACAGAUACUUCAUGGCACCCAGUGGUCCAGAGCACUAGGGUGCUGUCUGCUCCAUUUGUCAUCUCACUUUUUGCAAUGUCUGUGAAGGGUUUUACACGUUGCUAUAAAACUGUUGAUGCCUGAAAUGCAGCAAACAUAUUGCCCUUUGCAUUCUGGGGAGCCAGUACUUCCCUACUUUACAUCCAUGUAAGUUGAACAUGCUUUUGCCGCUGUUUAACAUGGAAAGACGGCUUAUUAAGAGAAUGGACCUAACCACACUCUUCCUCUCUCUCCCCUUUUCUUUGUCAGCAGAAAUUCCCCGUCUCCCAGUUCGGUAGCCAGCAGCGACUCAGGAAACACGGAUGAAAUUCAGGAUGAGUUUGACAGAGAAGCAGACGUUGAGCCCAUGGUCAGCUGAUAAAUAACCAGAACGUUCUGGCGCAAGGAGAGAAGAAAAAGAAAACCCAGAAAAAGAAGAGAUUUCACAAAUGCAGAGAGAUCAGAGACUUCAAAGCCCCUAGCCUUGGGGGUGCCAAGGACUUGAUCUAGUAUUUUUUCCCACCCCAUCCAAGGAUUUGGUGCUGUAAAAAACAUUUAUACUGUUCUACAAAUGACAGAUGUGGAGUUCUGUAAGAAAAAGUAUGUGAAUAUGGUAUUUUAAUUGUGCCUUUGCCCCAAGCUGAGCCACUUUGAGCUCCACUGGAAUAUCAUAGUGCUUUUUAUAUAAAAAUGAUGGUUCUAAAUAAGCUUCUGGUAGCAGAAGAAUGAAUUGGUAUGGAAGUUUAGCACUGAACUGAAGUGCUGGGCAAAUUGGCAGAGCAGGCCCCGUGGCAACUAAGUAGCAAAUAUCACACCAUUGAGCAGCAAUGAGGACAAGUGUCUUGCGUGGAUUGAAAGUGUCCUCCCCUCCCAAUCUUAGCCCUUUAACGACACCUGCUCUUGGCUCAUGCAGUUAGAAGGCAUGUGAAUUGUGGCUUGAGAGAAUCCUUUCAGAGACCUGCACAACACCUUUUCUGCUGAGGUCCAGAACUCUAUUAGAAGCUUGGUGGCAAGGCAAGAAUAGCAAAAGUCUGAUGGGGUGGGAAUAACACUGUUUUUUAAUUACUAUGCAAAAACAAGCAAGCAAAGCGUUCGCCUUAUUUGUAUGGAAUGUUAGGUCACUGCUGGGCUUCUCUGUCUCCUGUUGGGAAGGAAGCUGAGCAUUCACUUUGCACACCUUUACUUGUUUGUGGAGCUUGUUUUGGCCAAGGGAGCUUCCUACUGCUGCAUCUGCUCCCAGUGAUCCUUUGGUUCCAAACUUUCUUCCUUCCCUCCCUCUUUUCUUCACCCUCCCCCUUCAUUUGUACUUUAGCCAUCAAAUGAUUUCCUCUCAAAAAGUUACUGUUGAGGAAGGACUGCAUUUUUGUGCUGCUUUCGGAAGCUUGGAGCGUGAUAGCUUUCCACACCAUCCUCAGAAUCAGUGUUAACUAAAUUAUAGGGUGAGUGGCAUUACCUUUCCCAAGACCCCUCAGCAAGGAACACAGCUUUAGAUGUCUUGAAGCAUGUCAGGUCCUGCACCUGUACAGUGGUACCUCGGGUUAAGUACUUAAUUCGUUCCAGAGGUCCGUUCUUAACCUGAAACUGUUCUUAACCUGAAGCACCACUUUAGCUAAUGGGGCCUCCUGCUGCCGCUGUGCCGCCGCAGCACGAUUUCUGUUCUCAUCCUGAAGCAAAGUUCUUAACCCGAGGUACUAUUUCUGGGUUAGCGGAGUCUGUAACCUGAAGCAUAUGUAUCCUGAGGUACCACUGUAUUUCAGGUACACUGAAAAUAAGUAUUACAAGAUGUGGAUUUUUUUUUUUUUAAGAAAAAUCAAGAGUACAGUAUUGUAUUGUCGGGCACUAAGGUAUAACUGUCACAUGCUUUGCUUUUCUGAAAAGCAAGUGAGACUAGCUCCCCACUCCAUCCUUUGGUGGCUUAAACACAAACAUCUGAUGUUUAUUUGCCAGAUAGUCAGCUGGGGUUGGUGCCAUGAAUCAGCAUCUUCCUGGUCCAGAUCACUUGCUGUUAUCCAGAACAAAAGAGUAGCUCUUUGCCAACAUGGUAUCAUUUUAUGCUGCCCAGAUUUGGAGGCACAAUCACCCUUCUGGCAAAGCUGCUGUGGGUGGGUGGGUGUCAGAUAGUUAUCUCUCCUGCAAAACACUUCUUAAUGACAUGAAAUGCCUAGAAGAAGAAACCUCUCCCCUCAUGCCUACGGAUCAACCCCUAGUAAAAGCUGUUGUGUGGCUGAUGGGCUCCUUCCCCCUCUGUCUCCGGAGUGCUUUCUUGUCCAAUUGGCUGCUGCUUUGGGUUGCUGAAGGUGAUGGCUGGCGCCUAGGCAGAUGAACACGUCUGUCAUGUGAGAGAGACACUCCUGGGUGGGGGAAGUAUUUGGCUUCAGAAGGGGAGCUUUACUAUAUUCCCAUCCAUGCAAAAAAAGGGGGGAGUGGGAGAUGCAAUAUAAAAAGGGACACUUUGUGUUCGUCCUGAUUUGCUGCUUGAAACUCAAGUUUGCUGCUUCUGGUUAGUAGCUUUAUGCCCCAUUGUUUAGCGACCCUUAAAAAGCUUGUUUUUGCAACUUUUGGUCAAGCGCUUCAUCGCUUUCUCUCUCUGCUUUGGAAAAGGAAUCUCAUUCCUAAGCCCUUAUUCUUUUCACCCCAUUUCUAUCCAAAGCUGUACCCUUUUCUGACUGUGAGUUUUGCAGCUUUUUUUGGGGGGGGGUGUGGAGGGGAGACCAGCAGCCCUGUCCUUUCCAAAGGGUUGGGCCUUGGCACUUUCAUAAAUAGCAUCUCAGGGUCCCGAAGCCAGCACUGAAUGUUGGCUCUUUCGCUCUGCAGUUUCUCCAGACACUGGGAGACCCGUCUACCCAAUCUGGCAGCUCCUGAGUGCAGGUUGUAUGCGUACCUGCUAAACUUCAGUUGCCCAGAAAUUGUAGGAUUUACUAUUUCUGAAACUAAGAAUUUGAGCGGUUUUUACUUAAGGCCAUCCAACUUCAUUGCUGCUAAUCUUCUUUGGGGGGAGGGGUGUGUUUUAAACUUUAAGAGCAUGUGUCAAUGUGUUUGCUUUUAAUGGCUGGCAUGCUCAAGGUAGAGUGUAGUGGGUAGGCAUGGGCAGGGGGAACUGGUUCUUGUAUGGUUGUAUAAGUGGGUAGGGGGAUGAGGUUUCACUGGUCAACACGGAGGGCAUCAACAAAAUGGUUCAUUUUGUAAUGACUAGGUGGGUACUCAAGUAAGCAAUUAUUAUUAUUUGUAUGUGUUAGAGGUAGGUGGGGAUUACCUGUGUAAGAAUAAUGAUAGAACAGAAUAGUAGUGGUUAAGGUGGUGGUUGGUAUCUUUUUUAUCAUAUGCAACCUGAAUUUAAGAAUUUCUCUUCACAUUUUGAAUAUGAGGUUUUAUUAUAUCUGAGGGAGCAUCAGGGUGAGUUCGCGAAUGGAUCAGUCCCUUAACAGUACAGUUUCCUUCAUAUUGCAUUUCUUUCAGCCAGUGCUGCUGGCUUUAGUAGACAGUGGCACCUCUAGAUUUGCAUUUAGUCUUGUCCGUCCGUAGCAACCAGAUUUAAAGCUUGUCAGGAAAAAAAAUGUGAAAAUGCUGGACGUGAAUUGUAAUGACUUCACCCCCCCCCCUUCUGUAAAGCUGUAAAUACUUUAUUUUCUAUUCUUGAGGCAGUGUCAUAUUGACACUUUUUAAAAAAAUGAAUUACAAUUGGGUGGGAGUGGGGGUGGGAAUCUUAUUUUCUUGUGGGUUUUUAAGGGAUUUUUUAAGCCGGCUAAUUUCCUUUACUUGUUAGUGAGAGGAUGAAGAUCUGUCAAGAUUCCUAAGCAAACUAGGUUUGUAAAAAGAAAAGAAAAGGUGAAUUCAAUAGACGGGCCUUGUGCCUGCUUUAUGGAUGCAUGUUGUUGUUGUUUUAGAAAAAAUGUCCAAAGAACAAUAAUGUUGAAUUAUUCCCAGUGUUUUAUUACUACAUCUUGGCUCAGGCAGUGAACAAGUAUGCAAAGCUGCUUUGAAGAUGAAUGCCAAGGACAAAAAGGAAAACCACCCCCUAAUGAAAUUCACUUAGCUUAAAUGUGUACUCUUCAAAGGGGAUACUGUAUUUUUAAAGGUGUUAAGUUCAGACAUCAUAACCGUUGUUUGGCAGCAUUUGGGGGAAGCCAUGUAACAAACUGCAAUAGCUGAAAAACAUGCUCACCACCCUUCAGUCAGGACUCUCCAAGGUUUUUGCCUCUCACUAGAGGGAAAACAGAGAGCAAACUUCCUGUCCUGUCAGUCGCUCCACAUGCAUUAUUCAAGAAACAAACCCUUCUAGAUUUCCCCAUGUGGGAACUGAAAUAGAGGUAAGGAUGUGGCAUUAUUAUUAUUAUUAUUAUUAUUCAAUCUGAAUUAUUUGUGUGCAUGUGUGUACACAAAUGUACACAAACACACACAUACACACACACAAAGAAAUGGGUCAAAAUCAGUUUUCUGCAUAACAUGAAGUAACACUCAAAUCUCAAGAGGGUUUAUCUAAUGCUAGUUCUGCAUGAAGAUAAUGGACAUGAACUGUUGAUUUCAGUGGGUCUACUGAGAGCCAGCGUGGUGUAGUGGUUAAGAGCGGUAGUCUUGUAAUCUGGGGAACCGGGUUCGCGUCUCCGCUCCUCCACAUGCAGCUGCUGGGUGACCUUGGGCCAGUCACACUUCUUUGAAGUCUCUCAGUCCCACUCACCUCACAGAGUGUUUGUUGUGGGGGAGGAAGGGAAAGGAGAAUGUUAGCCGCUUUGAGACUCCUUAAAGGGAGUGAAAGGCGGGAUAUCAAAUCCAAACUCUUCUUCUUCUUCUUCUUCUUCUACUCUGAGUAAAACUGAUUUGGCUCCAACCCAAAGGAUUCCUGUACUCAGCACCAUUCCUGGCUAGCUCACAUACUCAAAAUGUAUCAGAAGGGGAAGGAUGGUUGUAGCAAAUUUGAAUCUGAAUGAUGGGAACCUGGGGGGGGGGGGCGCUUUAUCCUCUCACCACUUCAUUUUUGAGUUGGCCAAGGUCGAUGGUGCUCACAAAAAGGAUUCAGAGUUUUAGGAAGGUUGUACCUGACUUAGCACUUUGCUACCUAUUGCAGCUUGGCUUGGUGGUCAAAAAGAGCAAAGUUCAAUUUCCCAAAUUUUCACAGUAGCAAAAAUAUAACUAGCUGAUUUGCCCAGCCAGUACUCUGCAUGGAAGAUUAAUAAUAGCAAAGAUGUUGUCUGCCUUUGUUUCCAACAAUAUCUGCAGCAACAAGCAGAUAGUUUCUGGAAGGUGAUUCUGUGAUUGUAUGGAUUUCCCUCCAGAGCCCUAGGCAUGCUCCUGGUGUAUGCAGGAGUCUCUCUGCCUUGUAUUGGCUCCUCCAUCCCUUCAAACACAUUGAGCAUAAAUUGUUGAGAGAGCCAUUCUAGCCUUUGCAACAUUCAUGUCAUGUGUCGGUGCCAGAGUUUCCACAACAGAUCACUUGAUUGUUGUGUCUCUCUCAGAAGCAGACUAGAAGAGGAUGCAGGUUUCAAAACACAGUCAUGCUGCUGCAGACUGUUUGCCUGCCUCUAUAAAACUUGCUGCUCCAGAUGGUCAAUAGCACAAACUCAACUUUUCCCUCCUGGUAGGUUUUCAGACCAGUUUUCCAGAUAAUUCAUAGAUAAUUCAAGCUUCUGUCUGCCAAGCUCUGUGUGUUCAUCCUUUGCUGACUCUGACUCUUUGUGAGAGAUGUAGAAAAGGAAGGGCCUUGAUCCAUCUUGGCAGGAGAGCCAAGGCAAGACCACUUUUUAAGCAGCCUGCUUUAAAGAUGGCGAUUCUCAGCAUUUGUGUCUGGUUUGGAGAUUUCAGCCAUCCUUUGUUAUAUAGCCUCUCCUGUUCUGAAGAAGUGGAGACACAAAAGUUUGGGUUGGUGUUUUUGCUAUUUUCAAAGAGCUUAUUAGCAUUUCACACCCUUCAUAGCUCCAACAGGCUUGUAGGUAACCUGUCAUGUGUAUAAUUAGUUGCAGAUAAAAAGCUGUACCAAAGCAGAGGCCUUAUUUUUUUUCCACCUUAGGCCCCUAAAUGACUGACAUAGGGGAUGUGUUGUGAGAAGGCAGGCGGACUACUAAAAACUUCUGUAAGCUGGUAACUUUUUUGUGAAUGUAUCUUGCAGAGCUGCUUUUAGAAAUCCACAAACUGCACUUUAUUAGGCAAAGUAAGUUCUAAAAUGGAGGCCCUGUUGAUCUUGGCAGGUGGUGUCAUAGGAAUUGCAUGGUGCAAAAUAGCUGCUCGGCUGGCUGUCUUGCAGAAACUUAGGUACAAGGGCUUAGGUAUUGUCUGUUUGCUGUUGGUUUGCUUGUUGGUUUUUUGUUUGCAACUGAUGGCUGAUGUUCCUCCAGCAAAGGGACCACAAGGCCCCUCUGUCCCCUUGCAAAUUCUGAAUUUGCACUGUUGCCUAAAAAAUAAUAAUGCAGCAGAGAAGUUUGUGAGUAGUAAUGUGGGCAUACAUUGUUUUAUGACUUCCGCUAUAAGGAAUGUAUAAGCUAUAAGAAAUUUAUAACGUCCUUCAAAUGCUGGUAUCCUGUGGUUUUUUAUUUUAUUUUUUUAAGGCGGCUCAAUUUUGGGGCCAAAAAGGGUAAUCUGGAUUAACCCCGCUGCCGCCGCCUUUCUCUUUAUGACUGAAGUUGCUGAAGUAUUUCCUUUCCAACCGCAAAAAAAACCUGACUACUUAACGAGUGUGGGAUGGGGAAAGAAACUGUUUACUGUGUUGUUGUACAUAUUGUGCUUUAUAUUCUGUAUAUUAGCAUUUUAAGGGAGUGGGGAUAACCAGAUGUAAUGUAUUUGUGCUCUAAUUGGGAGAAAGGUCCAAGGGUUAACCAUUUCUUAAGCUUACUCCAGAAGCACAUGCCUCCCACCCCCCAUCAAAGUGGGAUUUCCCUGUUCCUCAUCUGUAGCACAGUCUCACAUGAGCCUGUGUUUAUUGAUGGUUCAGAAACUUUCAUUUUGGUUAGGGCACCCAAAAAUUGUGUGAGCAUCCUGGCACUUCCAUGCUCCAAGCGGGUUGUUGCCAUGCAUUCAUGAGUGCCAAAAAGCUCCCACCUUACACAUCCAAUCUGAUGUCCCAAAGCACUGUGGGGACUUUUCCUCUUUUGGAAAAGGAAGCACACCCACGAAUCCCGUCCAUCUCUGCUUGAACUGCCCUGUGCUGCUGGUCCUGCUUCUAGGAGAGGAGCUCUGAAACAUGGUUCAUCCUUCAUUUCUCAAGUUCUUUCUAGCAAAUGUUUUGGUUUUGAAUAAUCUCUCUCCUCCCCUUCCCUUUCCUUUCUUUCACAUACCAAACGGGCUUCUCUGUGAAUCAGGGAUGUACCUGAAGCUUGUUGGUGGGGAAAACGGGUUCUGGUAAUUCUUUGUUUAAAAGGAAAAAAAACCCUUACAAUAAACGCCAAACUUCCUGGUUAUUGAAA